Coregonus sp. 'balchen' is the source of this 46367-nucleotide messenger RNA. The record is from the annotation of a GenBank genome assembly. NCBI's taxonomy places the organism in Eukaryota, Metazoa, Chordata, Actinopteri, Salmoniformes, Salmonidae.
AUGAAAGAGCUGCUGAUGCUUCUCCUCCACUUGGCUGGGGAGAAGAGCAUGAGGAAGGGGAGGUUAGAUUGAAAUACUAAAAAGACAAAUAAGCACGCACACACACACACACCAGGGGCAGUGCCGUUUCUUGGCAAAAGCGACAUAUGGGGCCACUAGGGAAGAAUUGCAGGAAAUGAGCUUUAAAAUGGAAACAUUUUCUCUCCGUCCCAUGGCAAAAUGUGUAGAACUGCAGGAAAUGAGCUUUAAAGCUGCAAAUGUUUCUCUCCGCAGUCAAGAAGGGUGCCACUAAAAUGUUUUGCUUGCUUGCAACAAAAUCUGGCUUAGGGCACCCAAAAUGCUAGAAACAGCCCUGCCGAGGGGCUGGAAGCAAUGGGUCAGGCACAGUACCCCUGGAGCAAUUGUAGAGGAUUAAGUGCAUUGCUUAAAGGUAUCUAGUAUGAUGCCAUCAACCCUCUGUAGCCAGCUCACUCUACACCAGAUUUUCCCAUCCAAACUGGGAUUCAACCUGACAACCCUCCAGUUGCUGGUCCGCCUCUCUAACAGCUAGGCUACCUGCCACCCUCUACUAACUGACUACUACAAUGACUUACCAUCCCAGUACUAAUUUCGUAGCAUCCUAUAGUAAAGUAUGUGUCAUCACCAGAGCUUUUCAGCAAUCCAAUGAUUAGCCUAUACGUUUCACUCAAUGGCCACUCAGUGGAGCUGACCGACUGUUACAGUAACAUGCUCGUUCAUCUUGCCUCAUUUGAGUAAUCUGUGUCUGGCUGCCUAAACGUCAAUAAAAUAUUAGAAUAUAUAUAUAUAUGAUUCACAGCUCAAAGUGUAGGUUUUAGUAUUGAGGAGCUAUUAAGCGCAUUUGUAUCACACAAAAGCCAGGACAAAUAUAUAACUGCAUUAAAUUGGAAAAUGUCCUGUCUCAUUUAACUAAGGUCAUGAGGCAUUUUAUAUUCAAUAGCCUAUAUCAAAGAAACACAAAAGGAGUGAUGAUAUUAAUUAACAAUCAUUUUGAUCCGAAUGUGCAAAUAUUCCAAACAGAUCCGCAAGGUAGAUGGAUUAUUUUAAAUAUGUUAUUGGACCAUAAACAGAUUUGGCUCAUUAAUCUAUACAGUCCAAAUAAUGAUCCACACUUCUUUCAAAAUAUAUAUAAUCAUUUAUCAAACCUACAAGCAAUACAAGACUCUAUUGUUAUGACGGGAGAUUAUAAUACCUCAAUGGACCGUAAAGGAAAUCACACUACGAACUAUCACGAAUAUCAUGGAUAUAUUGGAACUAGUGGAUAAAUGGAGGCUUAAAUAUCCUGACCUAGUGAGAAAUACUCAAUCAAGCUAGUCGUCUUGACUACUUUCUUAUGUCAUUCUUGCUGGCACCAAAAGUUUAAAAAGUGUUGAUAGGGGACAGAAUGCAGUCGAAACCAUCAAAUAAUUUGCAUAUACAUUACUCUUACAGAAUUUCCACAUGGGCGAGGAUAUUGGAAAUGUAAUCAAAGCUUAUUGGAUGAUAAUUUGUUUUUAACUAGGACAGAAUAAUUUAGAACAGACUUUUCCCGACAUAAGGGGAUCUGCUGUACCUAUGUUAUUGUAUGGGACACUUAAAUGUGCCUUUAGAGGCCAUGCAAUUCAAUACUUAUCUCUAAAACAAAAGCAAUUUAGGUCAAAGAGUCCAUAUUAACAAAGGAAUUGGAAGGACUACCAGUACAGAUAGAUAGCAAUAAAAACUCUACCAUAGAGGUACAGAAUAAGUUAAAUAAGGAAAAACCCAUUUGACCUAUUUGCUUAUGGCCUUGCCUACACCUAGCGACCAGUUUUUAUUUUUAUUAUAUGAGCAAAACAUAUUCUAUUUUAUUUGGAAUGGCAAGCCAGACAAAAUUAAACUGGCCUAUUUAUAUAAUGAAUAUGAAUUUGGAGGGCAGAAAUGAUUAAAUAUUAAAGCAUUAGACCUCUCACUAAAGACUUCAGUCAUACAACAGUUAUACUUAAAUCCAAACUGGUUCUCUAGCAGAUUAGUAAGAAUGUCUCACCGCAUGUUCAAGAAUGACCUUUUCCCCUUUAUUCAGAUUACAACCUCUCACUUUCGGUUAUUUGAAAAUGAAAGAAUCUCCAAAAUAUAGCUAUUUUUUAAACAAGCCAUAGAAAGUUGGUUGCAAUUUCUGUUUAAUCCACCAGAAAAGACAGAACAAAUAAUACCACAAAUUAAGGUUAAACUCAAAUAUAAUAAUUGAUAAUAAAAAAAACAUUAUUUUUGGAUAAAAAAAUAAAAGUAUAAUUUUUGUAAAUUUUAUCAUAAAUAGGACUGGUGGAGUUAUGUCACACAUGUAACUAACAAAAAUAUAUAGAAAUGUCUGCUCUACCCAAAAAUACAACCAACUACUUUUUUUGCAGCAUUACCGCAAAAAUGGGAGAUACAACCAUCCCAGCUCUGCAGAUUUUGCUGCGAAGAGACAGAAUCAUUAGAUAAUUUGUUUUGGUACUGUCCAUAUGUAGAUUAUUUUUGGUCGCAGGUCCAUGAAUGGCUGAAGAGUUUAAACAUUUACAGUGAGGGAAAAAAGUAUUUGAUCCCCUGCUGAUUUUGUACGUUUGCCCACUGACAAAGACAUGAUCAGUCUAUUCAUUUAAUGGUAGGUUUAUUUGAACAGUGAGAGACAGAAUAUCAACAGAAAAAUACAGAAAAACGCAUGUCAAAAAUGUUAUAAAUUGAUUUGCAUUUUAAUGAGGGAAAUACGUAUUUGACCCCUCUGCAAAACAUCACUUAGUACUUGGUGGCAAAACCCUUGUUGGCAAUCACAGAGGUCAGACGUUUCUUGUAGUUGGCCACCAGGUUUGCACCCAUCUCAGGAGGGAUUUUGUCCCACUCCUCUUUGCAGAUCUUCUCCAAGUCAUUAAGGUUUCGAGGCUGACGUUUGGCAACUCGAACCUUCAGCUCCCUCCACAGAUUUUCUAUGGGAUUAAGGUCUGGAGACUGGCUAGCCCACUCCAGGACCUUAAUGUGCUUCUUCUUGAGCCACUCCUUUGUUGCCUUGGCCAUGUGUUUUGGGUCAUUGUCAUGCUGGAAUACCCAUCCACGACCCAUUUUCAAUGUCCUGGCUGAGGGAAGGAGGUCCUCACCCAAGAUUUGACGGUACAUGGCGCCGUCCAUCGUCCCUUUGAUGCGGUGAAGUUGUCCUGUCCCUUUAGCAGAAAAACACCCCCAAAGCAUAAUGUUUCCACCUCCAUGUUUGAUGGUGGGGAUGGUGUUCUUGGGGUUAUAGGCAGCAUUCCUCCUCCAAAGACUGAGAGUUGAGUUGAUGCCAAAGAGCUUGAUUUUGGUCUCAUCUGACCACAACACUUUCACCCAGUUCUCCUCUGAAUCAUUCAGAUGUUCAUUUGCAAACUUCAGACGGGCCUGUAUAUGUGCUUUCUUGAGCAGGGGGACCUUGCGGGCACUGCAGGAUUUUAGUUCUUCACGGCGUAGUGUAUUAUCAAUUGUUUUCUUGGUGACUAUGGUCCCAGCUGCCUUGAGAUCAUUGACAAGAUCCUCCCGUGUAGUUCUGGGCUGAUUCCUCACCAUUUUCAUGAUCAUUGCACCUCCACGAGGUGAGAUCUUGCAUGGAGCCCCAGGCCGAGGGAGAUUGACAGUUAUUUUGUGUUUCUUCCAUUUGCGAAUAAUCGCACCAACUGUUGUCACCUUCUCACCAAGCUUCUUGGCGAUGGUUUUGUAGCCCAUUCCAGCCUUGUGUAGGUCUACAAUCUUGUCCUUGACAUCCUUGGAGAGCUCUUUGGUCUUGGCCAUGGUGGAGAGUUUGGAAUCUGAUUGAUUGAUUGCUUCUGUGGACAGGUGUCUUUUAUACAGGUAACAAACUGAGAUUAGGAGCACUCCCUUUAAGAGUGUGCUCCUAAUCUCAGCUCAUUACCUGUAUAAAAGACACCUGGGAGCCAGAAAUCUUUCUGAUUGAGAGGGGGUCAAAUUCUUAUUUCCCUCAUUAAAAUGCAAAUCAAUUUCUAACAUUUUUGACAUGCGUCUUUCUGGAUUUUUUUGUUGUUGUUCUCUCUCUCACUGUUCAGAUAAAUUUACCAUUAAAAUUAUAGACUGAUAAUUUCUUUGUCAGUGGGCAAACGUACAAAAUCAGCAGGGGAUCAAAUACUUUUUUCCCCUCACUGUACCUGGAGCAAACUCUGUAAAUAGCACUGCUGGGUGAUUUGAAACAUCAUAGUCAAACGAUCAAUAAUAUAAUAAUACUUUAAGGAAAAAUGUGUAUCUUUAAUUUACAAUCUGAAACUAUGAGAAUAGAAAGGUUUAGAACUUUUGUGAAACAUCACAGCACAGUUGAAAAAUAUAUAGCAAAUAGAAAUCAAAACUAGAUGGUGUUAAGAGAUAGAUGGGAAGGGUUGAGUGAAGCUGAAGGAUGGGACUAAAAACAACAAGAUAACUAAUGUAAAAUAUACUGUCUCCGUAAAAUGUAUAAAGGUUCAGAACUUUUGUUAAACAGCACAGUAAAAAAUAUAUGGCAAACAGAAAUCAAAAUGGAUGUUCUUCAGAGAUAGAUGGGAGGUUGAGGAUAGCUGAAGAAUGUGAUUAAAAACAAACAAAAGAUAACUAUUGUAAAAUACAUUGUGUCUGUAAAAUGUAUAUAGUACAUUAUGUAGAAGCUGGAAGUGGAAGCCUAAGUGUCCAUUAGUUUACUCCAAUUAGGGGAGAGGUGGUAGGGUUAGGGGACCGGUAGUGUAUAUGUAUAUGUAUAUGUAUGAAUGUAUAUGUGUAUGGAUGUACACUACCGGUCAAAGGUUUUAGAACACCUACUCAUUCAAGGGUUUUUCUUUAUUUUUACUAUUUUCUACAUUGUAGAAUAAUAGUGAAGACAUCAAAACUAUGAAAUAACACAUAUGGAAUCAUGUAGAAACCAAAAAAGUGUUAAAGAAAUCAAAAUAUAUUUUAUAUUUGAGAUUCUUCAAAUAGCCACCCUUUGCCUUGAUGACAGCUUUGCACGCUCUUGGCAUUCUCUCAACCAGCUUCAUGAGGUAGUCACCUGGAAUGCUUUUCCAACAGUCUUGAAGGAGUUCCCACAUACAGUGGGGAAAAAAAGUAUUUAGUCAGCCACCAAUUGUGCAAGUUCUCCCACUUAAAAAGAUGAGAGAGGCCUGUAAUUUUCAUCAUAGGUACACGUCAACAAUGACAGACAAAAUGAGGAAAAAAAAUCCAGAAAAUCACAUUGCAGGAUUUUUAAUGAAUUUAUUAGCAAAUUAUGGUGGAAAAUAAGUAUUUGGUCAAUAACAAAAGUUUCUCAAUACUUUGUUAUAUACCCUUUGUUGGCAAUGACACAGGUCAAACGUUUUCUGUAAGUCUUCACAAGGUUUUCACACACUGUUGCUGGUAUUUUGGCCCAUUCCUCCAUGCAGAUCUCCUCUAGAGCAGUGAUGUUUUGGGGCUAUCGCUGGGCAACACGGACUUUCAACUCCCUCCAAAGAUUUUCUAUGGGGUUGAGAUCUGGAGACUCCAGGACCUUGAAAUGCUUCUUACGAAGCCACUCCUUCGUUGCCCGGGCGGUGUGUUUGGGAUCAUUGUCAUGCUGAAAGACCCAGCCACGUUUCAUCUUCAAUGCCCUUGCUGAUGGAAGGAGGUUUUCACUCAAAAUCUCACGAUACAUGGCCCCAUUCAUUCUUUCCUUUACACGGAUCAGUCGUCCUGGUCCCUUUGCAGAAAAACAGCCCCAAAGUAUGAUGUUUUCAUUCCCAUGCUUCACAGUAGGUAUGGUGUUCUUUGGAUGCAACUCAGCAUUCUUUGUCCUCCAAACACGACGAGUUGAGUUUUUACCAAAAAGUUAUAUUUUGGUUUCAUCUGACCAUAUGACAUUCUCCCAAUCCUCUUCUGGAUGCACUCUAGCAAACUUCAGACGGGCCUGGACAUGUACUGGCUUAAGCAGGGGGACACGUCUAGCACUGCAGGAUUUGAGUCCCUGGCGGCGUAGUGUGUUACUGAUGGUAGGCUUUGUUACUUUGGUCCCAGCUCUCUGCAGGUCAUUCACUAGGUCCCCCCGUGUGGUUCUGGGAUUUUUGCUCACCGUUCUUGUGAUCAUUUUGACCCCACGGGGUGAGAUCUUGCGUGGAGCCCCAGAUCGAGGGAGAUUAUCAGUGGUCUUGUAUGUCUUCCAUUUCCUAAUAAUUGCUCCCACAGUUGAUUUCUUCAAACCAAGCUGCUUACCUAUUGCAGAUUCAGUCUUCCCAGCAUGGUGCAGGUCUACAAUUUUGUUUCUGGUGUCCUUUGACAGCUCUUUGGUCUUGGCCAUAGUGGAGUUUGGAGUGUGACUGUUUGAGGUUGUGGACAGGUGUCUUUUAUACUGAUAACAAGUUCAAAUAGGUGCCAUUAAUACAGGUAACGAGUGGAGGACAGAGGAGCCUCUUAAAGAAGAAGUUACAGGUCUGUGAGAGCCAGAAAUCUUGCUUGUUUGUAGGUGACCAAAUACUUAUUUUCCACCAUAAUUUGCAAAUAAAUUCAUUAAAAAUCCUACAAUGUGAUUUUCUGGAUUUUCUUUUCUCAAUUUGUCUGUCAUAGUUGACGUGUACCUAUGAUGAAAAUUACAGGCCUCUCUCAUCUUUUUAAGUGGGAGAUCUUGCACAAUUGGUGGCUGACUAAAUACUUUUUUUCCCCACUGUAUGCUGAGCACUUGUUGGCUGCUUUUCCUUCAGUCUGCGGUCCAACUCAUCCCAAACCAUUUUAAUUUGGUUAAGGUCGGGUGAUUGUGGAGGCCAGGUCAUCUGAUGCAGCACUCCAUCACUCUCCUUCUUAAUCAAAUAGCCCUUACACAGCCUGGAGGUGUGUUUUGGGUCAUUGUCCUUUUGAAAAACAAAUAAUAGUCAAGCGCAAACCAGAUGGGAUGGUAUAUCGCUGCAGAAUGCUGUGGUAGCCAUGCUGGUUAAGUGUGCCUUGAAUUCUAAAUAAAUCACAGACAGUGUCACGAACAAAGCACCCCCACACAAUCGCACCUCCUCCUCCAUGCUUCAUGGUGGCAACCACACAUGUGGAGGUCAUCCAUUCACCCACACGCGUCUCACAAAGACACAGCGAUUGGAACCAAAAAUCUCAAAUUUGGACUCAUCAGACCAAAGGACAGAUUUCCACCGGUCUAAUGUCCAUUGCUUGUGUUUCUUGGCCCAAGCAAGUCUCUUCUUCUUAUUGGUGUCCUUUAGUAGUGGUUUCUUUGCUUGCAGCAAUUAGGCCAUGAAGGUCUGAUUCACGCAGUCUCCUCUGAACAGUUGAUGUUGAGAUGUGUCUGUUACUUGAACUUUGUGAAGCAAAUAUUUGGGCUGUAAUCUGAGGUGCAGUUAACUCUAAUGAAUUUAUCCUCUGCAGCAGAGGUAACUCUGGGUCUUCCUUUCCUGUGGCAGUCCUCAUGAGAGUGGGCAAACGUACAAAAUCAGCAGGGGAUCAAAUACUUUUUUCCCUCACUGUAUGUAUCUACAGUGAGGGAAAAAGUAUUUGAUCCCCUGCUGAUUUUGUACAUUUGCCAACUGACAAAGAAAUUAUCAUUCUAUAAUUUUAAUGGUAGGUUUAUUUGAACAGUGAGAGACAGAAUAACAACAACAAAAUCCAGAAAAACGCAUGUCAAAAAUGUAUAAAUUGAUUUGCAUUUUAAUGAGGGAAAUAAGUAUUUGACCCCCUCUCAAUCAGAAAGAUUUCUGGCUCCCAGGUGUCUUUUAUACAGGUAACGAGCUGAGAUUAGGAGCACACUCUUAAAGGGAGUGCUCGUAAUCUCAGCUUGUUACCUGUAUCAAAGACACCUGUCCACAGAAGCAAUCAAUCAAUCAGAUUCCAAACUCUCCACCAUGGCCAAGACCAAAGAGCUCUCCAAGGAUGUCAGGGACAAGAUUGUAGAUCUACACAAGGCUGGAAUGGGCUACAAGACCAUCGCCAAGCAGCUUGGUGAGAAGGUGACAACAGUUGGUACGAUUAUUCGCAAAUGGAAGAAACACAAAACUGUCAAUCUCCCUCGGCAUGGGGCUCCAGGCAAGAUCUCACCUCGUGGAGUUGCAAUGAUCAUGUGAAUGGUGAGGAAUCAGCCCAGAACUACACGGGAGGAUCUUGUCAAUGAUCUCAAGGCAGCUGGGACCAUAGUCACCAAGAAAACAAUUGGUAACACACUACGGCGUGAAGGACUGAAAUCCUGCAGCGCCCGCAAGGUCCCCCUGCUCAAGAAAGCACAUAUACAGGGCCGUCUGAAGUUUGCCAAUGAACAUCUGAAUGAUUCAGAGGAGAACUGGGUGAAAGUGUUGUGGUCAGAUGAGCCCAAAAUCGAGCUCUUUGGCAUCAACUCAACUCGCCAUGUUUGGAGGAGGAGGAAUGCUGCCUAUGACUCCAAGAACACCAUCCCCACCGUCAAACAUGGAGGUGGAAACAUUAUGCUUUGGGGGUCUUUUUCUGCUAAGGGGACAGGACAACUUCACCACAUCAAAGGGACGAUGGACGGGGCCAUGUACCGUCAAAUCUUGGGUGAGAACCUCCUUCCCUCAGCCAGGACAUUGAAAAUGGGUCGUGGAUGGGUAUUCCAGCAUGACAAUGACCCAAAACACACGGCCAAGGCAACAAAGGAGUGGCUCAAGAAGAAGCACAUUAAGGUCCUGGAGUGGCCUAGCCAGUCUCCAGACCUAAAUCCCAUAGAAAUUCUGUGGAGGGAGCUGAAGGUUGGAGUUGCCAAACGUCAGCCUCGAAACCUUAAUGACUUGAAGAAGAUCUGCAAAGAGGAGUGGGACAAAAUCCCUCCUGAGAUGUGUGCAAACCUGGUGGCCAACUACAAGAAACGUCUGACCUCUGUGAUUGCCAACAAUGGUGGUCCUCUGUAGCUCAAUUGGUAGAGCAUGGCGCUUGUAACGCCAGGGUAGUGGGUUCGAUCCCCGGGACCACCCAUACGUGAAAAUGAAUGCACACAUGACAGUAAGUCGCUUUGGAUAAAAGGGUCUGCUAAAUGGCAUAUUAUUAUUAUUAUUAUUAUUAUUAUUAUUGUUAUUAUUAUUAUAAGGGUUUUGCCACCAAGUACUAAGUCAUGUUUUGCAGAGGUGUCAAAUACUUAUUUCCCUCAUUAAAAUGCUAAUCAAUUUAUAACAUUUUUGACAUGCGUUUUUCUGGAUUUUUCUGUUGUUAUUCUGUCUCUCACUGUUCAAAUAAACCUACCAUUAAAAUUAUAGAUUGAUAAUUUCUUUGUCAGUGGGCAAACGUACAAAAUCAGCAGGGGAUCAAAUACUUUUUUCCCUCACUGUAUGCAGAAAAGACAUCAGAAAAAAUCUCUUACCAAGUCGAAGUGGAUAUGAACACACAAACACUUCCUGCGUUGAACGCAUACACAGUUACAGAACAGUGUUGUGGUUGUUGUAAUAAUUGCAUCGGGCAUUUGAGUUGAGUUCUCAUGAACAACACGUCAUGCUUUUCUCAAUUUCCCUGUCAGCAAUGUUUACUGUGAUGUAGGCCUAUGGCUCAGCCUUGGAGAGAAUUAGGACAACACUUACUUACUUCGGCCCAUCGCUCCUCAUGGAGAAUAGGCCAUCGACAUCUCCUCUCACACUAUGUCCUGGGCUGUCUUCUCUACUUUGUUCAUUACGACAACACACAUGAUUAAUUGAUCGUCUUCUGUUCCAGGCUGUAUGUGUGUCCUAAGGCCAGGCUACGGGGUGAGUGUGUCCUCAGUCCACUACAGUGGAGCAGGCUGGUGCUGGACCACCCAGGCCCUGAGGUGGAGGUGGCCAAGAGGUCUCUGUGCCACAGACUGGAGCAAGGUAGCGUACCUGAGACUGCCUUUUAUCUGUCUGACUGCUUUUUACCUACCUGUACACCUGUCUCACUCAUCUGCAUGUGCCACAGGGCUGUUUGAUCUGUGAUUACUUCAAGAAAGAGAGGAUAGAUAGAUUUUAUUUCACAGUUAAUAAGACACAUAUACAUACAGUAGCUACAUACAUAUAAAAAAUAUGACAGGGAUAUCACAAAAAAGUCAGAGACUUACAGUGCCUUCAGAAAUGAUUCAUACCCCUUGAUUUAUUCCACAUUUUCAGUUUCAGCCUGAAUUCAAAAUGGAUUAAAUAUAUAUUUUUCUCACCCAUCUAUAUACAAUACCCCAUAAUGACAACAUGAAAACAUGUUUUUUGACAUUUUUGCAAAUGUAUUGAAAAUGAAAUACAGAAGUAUCUGAUUUACAUAUGUUUUUACACCCCUGAGUCAAUACUUUGUAGAAGCACCUUUGGCAGUGAUUUCAGCUGUGAGUCUUUCUGGGUAACUCUCUAAGGCCUUGUGUUUUAGGUUAUUGUCCUGCUGAAAGUUGAAUUAAUCUCCCAGUGUCCGGUGGAAAGCAGACUGAACCAUGUUUUCCUCUAGGAUUUUGCCUGUGCUUAGCUCCAUUCCGUUUUUUUUUUUAAUCCUGAAAAACUCCUCAGUCCUUAAUUAUUACAAGUAUACCCAUAACAUGAUGCAGCCACAACUAUGCUUGAAAAUAUGGAGAGUGGUACUCAGUAAUGUAAUGUGUGAUUGGAUUUGCCCAAAACAUAACACUUUGUAUAAAAGUGAAUUGCUUUGCUACAUUUUUCACAGUUUGCAUGUUUUUGAAUAUUUUUAUUCUGUACAAGCUUCCUUCUUUUCACUCUGUCAAUUAGGUUAGUGUUGUGGAGUUGUUGAUCCAUCCUCAGUGUUUUUCCUAUCACAGCCAUUAAACUGUAACUGUUUUAAAGUCACCAUUGGCAUGGUGAAAUCCCUGAGUGGUUUCCUUCCUCUCUGCCAACUGAGUUAAGAACGACUUCUGUAUCUUUGUAGUGACUAGGUGUAUUGAUACACCAUCCAAAGUGUAAUUAAUAACUCCACCAUGCUCAAAGGGAUAUUCAAUGUCUGCUUUUUUGUAUUUUUACCCAUCUACCAAUAGGUGCUCUUCUUUGCAAGGCGUUGGAAAACCUCCCUGGUCUUUGUAAUUGAAUCUGUGUUUGAAAUUCACUGCUCGACUGAGGGACCUUACAGAUAAUUGUAUUUGUGGGGUACAGAGAUGAGGUAAUCAUUCUAAAAUCAUGUUAAACACUAUUAUUGCAUACAGAGUGAGUCCAUGCAACAUAUAGUGUGUGACUUGUUAAGCAAAUGUUUACUGCUGAACUUAUUUAGGCUUGCCAUAACAAAGGAGUUGAAUACUUAUUGAGUGAAGGCAUUUCAGCAUUUUACUCAGUUUGGCCAGGCGGCCAGCUCUAAGAAGAGUUUUGGUGGUUCCAAACUUCUUCCAAAAAAUUUCUAAAAACCUGUUUUUCCUUUAUCGUUAUGGGGUAUUGUGUGUAGAUUGAUGACAUUUUAAAAAUGUAUUUAAUCCAUUUUAGAAUAAGGCUGUAAUGUAACAAAAUGUGGAAAAAGUCAAGGGGUCUGAAUACUUGUUUAUAUUGUGGCUACAUUCCCACUAGUAUUCCUUUAUGUAAUGAAGCUUGUGUAUUUUUCUGUUUUUAUUAUAAUAAUAUUUCAUUUGAAUAUCACAUGAAGCUUGUUGGUGCUUGCUGUGCGCAAAUAAUUUGACCGCUGCAGUUUGAGAUUUAUUUUGUUUAUUCCCUUUUAUUCAUGAAAAGAUCAGGCCUUUAUUAUUUACAAUUUAUUUCUGAUAUUUUAGCUUAAUUAAAUUGAUUCAUAUUAUGGUGUUUCAAUUCCAAGAAAAAGUAGAAUAUAAACUAGAUUUAGGCUUCUGUGAGUGAAGUAGGCUAAAUAAUUACAACCGAACAGGCCUAAUUAAAAGAAUAGUGAUAAAGGAAACUAAAAGUGCUAGGCAGAGCAUGCCCAGAAAUUGGAGCGGGAGAGAAGGCCGACAAUGUUAUUUUAUCCGCUCGAAUUACGCUCUGCUCCUUGCUCCACACUCGCCCACUUGCAUGCUAUGGCAUUCAAAAGCAGCCCUGCUUUAGGCUAUAGAUGAACUGUCAGUAAAUAAUCAUAUCAACGGAUGGAAUCAGUGAAUGAAUGGCUGCAGCAACCAUUACACAGUCUGACAAGCUGCAUAACAAAAGAGGCCUAAUUAGACAAAAGAACAAUUAAGUCGUUCAAACAACUUAGUAUCUCAUUUAAUUUACUUAGUAUCUUGUUUGAACAACUUAGUAAAAAAUUAUAUAUAUAUUAUUCAUUUUUUUUACUAUGUCGUUCAAACAAGAUAAUUCCAAGAGUCUAGUUUAAUAUUUUUGUGAAUCAUCAUGUGUAAUCAGGUGCUUUUGGACAUGCCUCAAGUGUCUGUAGAAGAGAGAAGCCGAGAUGUGGAAGUUGUGGAAAAGAAGAUCAUGUUGAAUGUUAUAUGGAUGAAGAACAUGUCAAGUGUUGCAAUUGUGGUGGGAACCAUGAAGCUACAUCUUUGAAAUGCCCGAAGAUGGCAAAAGAAGAUGAGGUUGCCAGAGUCAGGGCUGUCCAGAGCAUUUCAUAUGGAGAGGCGGUUGAGGGAACAAAUGGUCCUUCUGAAGACUCCAGCGUGUUGGAUAGGCCUUCACUGCAGGCUGCAGAGUUGGCCUCUCAUCAGCAGGAUCCAGAUAUGUUACAGUACAUGUUAAGAAAGUGGACUUUGUGGCUUUUAUGGCGAUGGUGAUUAAUGGCACUGCUGGAGUGGAGAAUAAGUCCAGUAAGAUUGCUAUCAUUGGGUCUCAGGCAGAACGGUUCCUGGGAUUGAAAAAUGUUUUGGGCGGAGGAGUGCUGUCACGAGCAAUGCCACCCUCUCAGGCCCCAGAGCCUGAAAAUUGAGUUAUGGAAUUUUGAAUGAAGUAAGAAGUGAAAGUUCGUUUUUGUUAGGUUUCUGUUUGUGUGAAUUAAGGUCCCCCUCCACCCCUUUUUUGGAGUUUACAUAUUUUUUUACCCUGUCCAGUUGGUGGGGGUAAUGCACCAUAAACAAUGGAUGCCAACUGCCGUUAAACCCCAAUGAAGAAUAAGAAUAUGCAAUGUAUAGGAUCAUGCUAGCUAGCUAAGUGCACAGACAAUGCACAAAACACUACAUUUACAUUACAUUUACGUCAUUUAGCAGACGCUCUUAUCCAGAGCGACUUACACUAAAUGCUUCCUCCAAGCCUAGUUACCUGGUCACUGUAGCUAGCACAAAAUAAUCAAAAGGUCUGACUGCACAGAGAUGCUUAGGAAAAUGGUCACAACGGGGGAUCAGCGUGUAUGUGUUUCAGGGUAGGGGGGUGUAUCUGAGCGCCAUCAGCUAGGACUUGACAUUGGUUAAUGCAUUCGGAAAGUAUUCAGACCCUUUGACUUUUUCCACAUUUUGUUACGUUACAGCCUUAUUCUAAAAUUGAUUAAAUAAACAAUUGUCCUCAUCAGUCUACACACAAUACUCCAUAAUGACAAAGCGAAAAGUUUUUUAGAUUUUUUUGCCAAUUUAUUACAAAUAAAAAACUAAAGACCUUAUUUACAUAAGUAUUCAGACCCUUUGCAAUGACACUCGAAAUUGAGCUCAGGUGCAUCCUGUUUCCAUUGAUUAUAUCCUUGAGAUGUUUCUACAUCUUGAUUGGAGUCCACCUGUGGCAAAUUCAAUUGAUUGGACAUGAUUUGGAAAGGCACACAGCUGUCUACAUAUGGUCCCACAGGCAAAAACCAAGCCAUUAGGUCAAAGGAAUUGUCCGUAGAGCUCGUAGACAGGAUUGUGUCAAGGCACAGAUCUGGGGAAGGGUACCAAAACAUUUCUGCAGCAUUGAAGAUUCCCAAGAACACAGUGGCCUCCAUCAUUCUCAAAUGGAAAAAGUUUGGAACCACCAAGACUCUUCCUAGAGCUGGCCGGCCUGCCAAAUUGAGCAAUCGGGGGAGAAGGGCCUUGGUCAGGGAGGUGACCAAGAACCCAAUGGUCUCUCUGACAGAGCUCCAGAGUUCCUCUGUGGAGAUGGGAGAACCUUCCAGAAGGACAAACAUCUCUGCAGCACUCCAACAAUCAGGGCUUUAUGGCCAGACGGAAGCCACUCCUCAGUAAAAGGCACAUGACAGGAUCGAGGGAAAGAUUAAUGGAGCAAAGUACAGAGAGAUCCUUGAUGAAAACCUGCACCAGAGCUCUCAGGACCUCAGACUGGGGCGACGGUUCACCUUCCAACAGUUCAACAACCCUAAGCACACAGCCAAGACAAUGCAGGAGUGGCUUCGGGACAAGUCUCUGAAUGUUGUUGAGUGGCCCAGCCAGAGCCCGGACUUGAACCCGACCUAACAUCUCUGGAGAGACUUGAAAAUAGCUUUGCAACGACGCUCCCCAUCCAACCUGACAGAGCUUGAGAGGAUCUGCAGAGAAGAAUGGGAGAAGCUCCCCAAAUACAGUUGUGUGAAGCUUUUAGCGUCAUACCCAAGAAGACUCAAGGCUGUAAUUGCUGCCAAAGGUGCUUCAACAAAGUACUGAGUAAAGGGUACAUUUCAAAUAAACUGUUUUUACUUUGUCAUUAUGGGGUUUUGUGUGUAGAUUGAUGAGGGGAAUAAAAUGGAUCAAUUUUUGAAUAAGGCUGUAACCUAACAAAAUGUGGAAAAAGUCAAGGGGUCUGAAUACCUUCCGAAGGCACUGUACAUGGCGGAGGCUCAAUCAAGCUAGUCGUCUUAACUACUUUCUUAUGCCAUUCUCACUGGCACCAAAAGUUAAGGUGUUGAUAGGGGAUAGAAUGUGGUCGGACCAUCAAAUAAUUGGCAUAUACAUUACUCUUACAGAAUUACAGAAAUGUAAUCAAAGCCUAUUGGAUGACAACUUUUUUUUAACUAGGACAGAAUAAUUUAUAACUGACCUUUAACAAAAUAUAGGUACAGCAGAUCCCCCUAUUGUAUGGGACACUUUUAAAUGUGCCUUUAGAGACCAUGCAAUUCAAUACUCAUCUUUAAAACAAAAGCAAUUUUGGUCAAAAUAAUUCAUAUUAACAAAGGAAAUAGAGGGACUAACAGCACAGUAAAAACUGUACCAUAGAGGCAGGGAUUACGUUAGAGGAAAAACUAAAAGGAAUGGAGGAACCUAUUCAAGAAAUAUCAAAUGUAAUAUAUUAUACAAAAUUAAGCGAACUGGAUGGAAUAUGGGGAAAAAUGCAUCAAAUUAUUUUUGUAUCGUUAACAUAGAAAUGCUACCAAAAAGAAUUUACCAAAUUAUAUUUUGAAAGAGGAAACAAAGUACUUUAAGCAUAUGUUUUCUUUUCUGUCUCCAUCUCCACUAAACAAAGUUAAUUGUAAGGAUUUUUGUCCUAUUAAUAAUGUAAAAUGAAUUGCUGUACAGAAAGACUCAUGUGAAGGCCAAAUUACAGAGAAGGAACUUCUUGAUGCAAUUAAAGCCUUUAAGUCUGGGGAAACUCUAGGGCUGGAAGGCAUACUAGUUGAGGUUAACCAAACCUUUUUUGAUGUACUCAGAGGUCCAUUAUUAGCAUGUUUUAACCACUCCUAUAAAAAUGGUAGAUUAUCAGAUACUCAACAAGAAGGUCUGAUUUAAUUAUUACUGAAACAGGACCAAAGUGGUAAAUAUAAAAAUCCAGUCCAUUAAAUAAAUUGGAAACCCCUUACACUUCAUUGUUGUGAUGCAAAAAUUCAAGCAAAAUGCAUAGCGCAUAGAAUUAAAAAGGUAUUGUUGGAUAUUAUUAAUCCUAAUCAGACAGGUUUUUUACAUGGACGUAAAUACAUUGGACAAGUACUGGAAACAAUAGAACACUAUGAAAAAUCUGGGAAACCAGGCCUGGUAUUCAUAGCCGACUUUGAAAAACCUUUUGAUAAAGUACGACUGGAAUUUAUUUAUAAAUGCUGGUAUAUUUCAAUUUUGAGAAUCUCUUAUACAAUGGGUUAAUGUUAUGUAUAGUAACCCUAGGUGUAAAAUAGUAAAUAAUGGCUACUUCUCAGAAAGUAUUAAACUGUCAAGAGGAGUAAAACAAGGUUGUCCACUAUCGGCAUAUCUAUUUAUUAUGGCCAUUGAAAUGUUAGCUAUUAAAAUCAACAAUAAUAUCAGGGGGGCUAGAAAUCCAGUGCUUAAAAACAAAGGUGUCAUUGCACGCUGAUGAUUCAUGUUUUCUUUUAAAUCCACAAUUUUGAUCCCUCAGCCUCAUAGAUGAUCUAGAUAAUUGUUCUAACCUCUCUGGAUUACAACCAAAUUAUGAUAAAUAUUACGUAUUGGAUCACUAAAAAAUACAAUAGCGUGUAGUAAAAAAAAAAAAAGGUAUAAUCUUUGUAAAUGAUAUCAUAAAUAGGACUGGUGGAGUUAUGUCACACAUGUAGCUAUCAAAGAUAUAUGGAAACAUCUGCUCUACUCAAAAUUACAACCAACUAAUUGUAGCAUUACCACAAAAAUGGAAGAGGCAAGUGGAAGGGGGAGAAAGUAAGGAACUUGUCUGUCGGUCCUGCAUUAAAGAACAAAAUUGGUUAAAGAAGAUUGUGAUCAAUAAAAAAGUAUACCAGUUUCAUUUGAGGACCAAAAAAAUGACAGGUGUGUCAUAUAGAUUGCAAAAUAGUUGGGAAGAGAUUUUCGAUGUACCGAAUCCAUAUCACAUGGUCUAUGAACUGAUACACAAAACAAAACUUAGAGUUUUUACGUUUAAAUUAUUAUUCUUGCAACCAAUAGAAUGAUAUAUAUAUGGGGGAUACAACCAUCCCAGCUCUGCAGAUUUUGCUGUGAAGAGACAGAUUUAUUAGAUAAUUUGUUUUGGUACUGUCCAUAUGUAGCUUGUUUUUGGUCGCAGGUUCAGGAAUGGCUGAAGAAUUGCAACAUUUACCUGGAGCAAACUCUGCAAAUAGCACUGCUGGGUGAUUUAAAAAGUCAUAGUCAAUCAAUCAAUAAUAUAAUAAUACUCUUAGCAAAAGUGUUUAUCUUUAAUUUACAAUUUGUAAAACCUAUGAGAAUAGAAAGGUUCAGAACUUUUGUGAAACAUCACAGCACAGUUGAAAAAUAUAUGGCAAAUAGAAAUCAAAUUUGGAUGGUGUUUAGAGAUAGAUGGGAGGGGUUGAGUGCAACUGAAGGAUGGGACUAAAAACAAACAUUUACAUCAUUUAGCAAACACUCUUAUCCAGAGCGACUUACAAAUUGGUGCAUUCAACAUAUGAUCGCAAGUGGGACAACCACUUUUUUUUGUGUGUGGGGGGGGGGGGGGGGGGGGGGGGGGUAGAAGGAUUACUUUAUACUAUUCCAGGUAUUCUUUAAAGAGGUAGGGUUUCAAGUGUCUCCGGAAGGUGGUCAGUGACUCCACUGUCCUGGCGUCGGGGGGGAGCUUGUUCCACCAUUGGGGUGCCAGAGCAGCAAAUAGCUUUGACUGGGCUGAGUGGGAACUGUGCUUCUGUAGAAGUAGGGGAGCUAGCAAGCCAGAGGUGGAUGAAUGUAAUGCCCUCGUUUGGGUGUAGGGUCUGAUCAGAGCCUGAAGGUAAGGAGGUGCCGUUCCCCUCACAGCUCCGUAGGCAAGCACCAUGGUCUUGUAGUAGAUGCGAGCCUCAACUGGAAGCCAGGGGAGUGUGCGGAGGAGUGGGGUGACAUGAGAGAACUUGGGAACGUCGAACACCAGACGGGCUGCGACGUUCUGGAUAAGUUGUAGGGGUUUAAUGGCACAGGCAGGGAGCCCAGCAAACAGCAAGUUGCAGUAAUCCAGACGGGAGAUGACAAGUGCCUGGAUUAGGACCUGUGCCGCUUUCUGUGUAAGGUAGGGUCCUACUCUGCAAAUGUUGUACAGCAUGAACCUGCAGGAUCGGGUCACCGCUUUGAUGUUAGCGGAGAAUGACAGGGUGUUGUCCAGGGUCACGCCAAGGCUCUUUGCACUCUGGGAGGAGGACACAAUGGAGUUGUCAACCGUGAGGGCGAGAUCUUGGAGCGGGCAGUCCUUCCCCGGGAGGAAGAGCAGCUCCGUCUUGCCGAGGUUCAGCUUGAGGUGGUGAUCCGACAUCCACACUGAUAUGUCUACCAGACAUGCAGAGAUGUGAUUCGCCACCUGGUUAUCAGAAGGGGGAAAGGAGAAAAUUAAUUGUGUGUCGUCUGCGUAGCAAUGAUAGGAGAGACCAUGUGAGGAUAUGACAGAGCCAAGUGACUUGGUGUAUAGAGAGAAUAGGAGAGGGCCUAGAACUGAGCCCUGGGGGACACCAGUGGUGAGAGCACGUGGUGCGGAGACAGAUUCUCGCCACGCCACCUGGUAGGAGCGACCUGUCAGGUAGGACGCAAUCCAAGAGUGAGCAGCGCCGGAGAUGCCCAACUCGGAGAGGGUGGAGAGGAGGAUCUGAUGGUUCACAGUAUCAAAGACAGCGAAUAGGUCUAGAAGGAUAAGAGCAGAGGAGAGAGAGUUAGCUUUAGCAGUGCGGAGAGCCUCCGUGACACAGAGAAGAGCAGUCUCAGUUGAAUGACCAGUCUUGAAACCUGACUGGUUUGGAUCAAAAAGGUAAUUCUGAGAGAGAUAGCAGGAGAGUUGGCUAGAGACGGCACGCUCAAGAGUUUUGGAGAGAAAAGAAAGAAGGGAUACUGGUCUGUAGUUGUUGACAUCGGAGGGAUCGAGUAUAGGUUUUUUGAGGAGGGGUGCAACUCUCGAUCUCUUGAAGACAAAAGAUAACUAUUGUUAAAUAUACUGUAUAGUAUUUACGGACACAGGAAGUAGAAGCAUAAGUGUUGUUGUCCGUUAGUUUACUCCAAUUAGGGGAGAGGUGGUAGGGUUAGGAGAAAAUAAUAAAGGGAAAUAUAUUGUAAAAAAUAAAUAUUUUAUAUAUUUAUUUCAAAAAAUAUAUGGGGGAUUGGAAAUGAUGCAGACAAUUACAUUGAUGGAAGACACAAUCUAUCUGCAAUAUUAAAGCUGAUCUACCCCCCCCUCCCAAAAAAAAAAUAAAAUAUAUAUAAUAAUAAUAAUUAUGAUAUAAUAAACAUUAUAGUUAAAUCACGAUGGAUUCGUUUCCAUGAAGCAGCUGCCUGCAGCUGGCUGCCGAGAGUCAAUUCAGUGUCUUUACUUUACCUAGCUAGCACAACAGCAUGCUAACCAUUUAGCUAAUGUUAGCCAGCUAGCUAGAAAUGUAUUAGAUAAUGGAAAGUUAAUUAAAUAGUUUCUUUGUCAUUUUGCUAGCUAGAUGUCUACAGUGCCUAGUUGUCUACAGUGUUGUGUUACAGACGGAAUAUCAAAUGGAUUAAAUUGAGAUUUUGUGUCACUGGCCUAUACACAAUACCCCAUAAUGUCAAAGUGGAAUUAUGUUUUUACAUUGUUUUUACAAAUGAAUUACAAAUGAAAAGCUGAAAUGUCUUGAGUCAUUAAGUAUUCAACCCCUUUGUUAUGGAAAGCCUAAAUAAGUUCAGGAGUAAACAUUUGCUUAACAAGUCACAUAAUAAGUCACAUAAUAAGUGUUUAACAUGAUUUUUGAAUGACUACCUUAUCUCUGUACCCCACACAUACAAUUAUCUGUAAGGUCCCUUAGUCGAGCAAUGAUUUUCAAACACAGAUUCAACCACAAAGACCAGGGAGGUUUUCCAAUGCCUCGCAAAGAAGGGCACCUACUGGUAGAUGGGUAAAAAUAAAAAGCAGACAUUGAAUAUCCCUUUGAGCAUGGUGAAAUUAUUAAUUUCACUUUGGAUGGUGUAUCAAUACACCCAGUCACUACAAAGAUACAGGCAUCCUUCCUAACUCAGUUGCCGGAGAGGAAGGAAACCGCUCAAGGAUUUCACCAUGAGGCCAAUGGUGACUUUAAAAGUAUUACAGAGUUUAAUGGCUAUGAUGGGAGAAAACUGAGGAUGGAUCAACAACAUUGUAGUCACUCCACAAUGCUAACCUAAUUGACAGAGUCAAAAGAAGGAAGCCGGUACAGAAUAAAACUAUUCCUAAACAUGCAUCCUGUUUGCAACAAAAAUAAUACUGCAAAAAAUGUGGCAAAGCAAUUAACUUUGAGUGUCCGAGUUACAGUUCUGACUUAAAUCUACUUGAAAAUCUAUAGCAUGACCUUAAAAUGGUUGUCUAGCAAUGAUCAACAACCAAUUUGACAGCGCUUGAACAUUUUUAAAAAGAAUAAAUGGGCAAAUUUUGCACAAUCCAGGUGUGGAAAGCUCUUAGAGACAUACCCAGAAAUACUCACAUCUGCAAUCGUUGCCAAAGGUGAUUCUAACAUGUAUUGACUCAGGGUUGAAUACUUAUCCAAUAAAGAUAUAUUAGCGGGUCAUUUUUCAUGCAUUUUUUUUUAUUUGUUAGAAAUAUAAUUUUUCUUCCACUUUGACAUUACAGAGUAUUUUGUGUAGAUUGUUGACCAAAAAAAGACAGUUAAAUCCAUUUUAAUCCCACUUUGUAGCACAACAAAAUGUGGAAAAAGUCAAGUGGUGUGAAUACUUUCUGAAGGCAAUGUAGCUGCGGCCAUCUGGCUAGUGUCAUCAAGGGCUUUCUACAACAAUAGCAACAUUAGCGCAGCUAGCUAUCUAGCUAACAUUGGCUAUUUAGACCAUAAAGCAACACACAUCAAGGCCGACUUCAAGGUCUUUGCUGUGUGAACACAAAAGAGAUUGACUGCCUACAUUCUGUACAGAGGUGCUAAGUACUGUCGGCAGGCAAACGUUUGACAAUCAUUUUAACAUUUACAUUUUUAGUCAUUUAGCAGACGCUCUUAUCCAGAGCAGCUUACAGUUAGUGAGUGCAUACAUUUUUCAUACUGGCCCCCCGUUGGAAUCGAACCCACAACCCUGGCGUUGCAAGCACCAUGCCCUACCAACUGAGCUACAGGAGGGCCCGGUGUGUCUGAGCCUUUAUGUAUUGUAGUGGUCCUGUGUAACUGAACCACACAGGACCACUACAAGACAUAAGUACAAUAUAGUACUGUUAAAUACAAUACAUGAUUACAAUACAAGUGGAAGGUGUGAUUGCCAUCCCGUUGAGCGUACCAUCCUCCCUCUGGCCAUGGAUGAGGCACGCAAUGACAUGAAGACCUAUGUCAGUUUUGGAUUCGGCCUGCCAAAAGGUUUUUCCCCAGGUGCAUGAACAAUGAGGACAUUUACUGUGUCGAUGAGAACCUAUGGCCAGAUGCUUAUUAUUUAUUAUUAUAUGCUCAAGACAGGCUUGAUGCAAACUAGGGCCUAUUAAACGUUAUGUUUCUUUCAUUCAUUUCAUUUGUUUCAUUUGAUUACAGUACAACUGUACAACACAUUUUUCUAAUUUGGUCUGUCAUAGUUGAUGUGUACCUAUGAUGAAAAUUACAGGCCUCUCUCAUCUUUUUAAGUGGGAGAACUUGCACAAUUGGUGGCUGACUAAAUACUUUUUUCCCCCCACUGUAUAUAGCCUCCCUACUGUUAUUUUAUUUUACUUCUGCUCUUUUUUUCUCAACACUUUUUUGUUGUUGUUUUAUUUGACUUUUUUUUAUUACAAAAUAAAUGCAUUGUUGGUUAAGGGCUGUAAGUAAGCAUUUCCCUGUAAUGUCUACACCUGUUGUAUUCGGCGCAUGUGGCCAAUAAAAUUUGAUUUGAUAUGUGCAUGUGUGCCUUGCUACAUAUCAGUGUGUGUAGUUUAAUCUUGUUAUUCUGAAGAUUGGUUGGGAUCAAUAAAUUCAGUAUCAGUUAUUUGGUGUGGCCCUGUCUAGUCACCUCUGCAGUUGAAUAAUGGAUGAAGUGUGUCUCCAAAGGGGUGUGUAUAUAUGUUCAGAGUCCUUCUCUCUGCUUUCAAAGGAUGGAUUCAGGAAAGGUAGGCUCUCCCUUCCUAUGUCAUGAAUACAGCUUUGUUCCUCUGGUCUCAGUUAACUGUUGUUUAUCUAGGUAGCUGUGAGUUGUUAGACUUAAAUUCAACUUUUGACAUUGUCGAUAGUCUGCUGCUGAAAUAAACCUAUGGAAUGGCUUUAUAUCCUCUGCUAUAUUAUGGAUUGAGAGUAACCUGUCUAACUGAACACAGAGGGUGUUCUUUAAUGGAAGCCUCCCCAACAUAGUCUAGGUAGGGCAUACCCCAGGUCAGCUGUCUAGGCCCCUUACUUUUUUAUAUUUUCACUAAUUACCUUCCACUGGCACUGAGUAAACUUAUAUUUUGGAUCAAUUGUUGUGUGGUGAAAGAUGUCUCCAAACAAAAUUAAUGGACAAUAAAAUGUUUAGAAUAUAAGACUUGCUGCAUUACAAGUGUUACCAGUUUGGAGUUUUUUACUAAGUUUUGAAAAUUCACCACAUUAUUGUGAAAAUAGCACCAAAGCGAUUAAAAAAUACUGUAAUUAACCUGCUACUGAAAGAAAUUGGUUCACUAGUACUGCAUCAGACAGCAUAAACACUUAUGGUGCGUGUGUGCAUGUGUGUUUUCGUAUGCACAUGUGUGCAUCUUGUGCACGUGUGUGCCCUUGUUCUACAUAAUUUCUACCAGCAAGUUAAAUGUGCAAACAGAGGAAAAAAAACUCUAGACCACCUUUACUCCACACACAGAGACGCAUAUAAAGCUCUCCCUCGCCCUCCAUUUGGCAAAUCUAACCAUAACUCUAUCCUCCUGAUUCCUGCUUAUAAGCAAAAACUAAAGCAGAAAGCACUAGUGACUCGGUUAAUAAAAAAGUGGUCAGAUGACGCAGAUGCUAAGCUACAGGACUGUUUUGCUAGCACAGACUGGAACAUGUUCCGAGAUUCUUCAGAUAGCAUUGAGGAGUACACCACAUCAGUCACUGGCUUCAUCAAUAAGUGCAUCGAUGACGUUGUCCCCACAGUGACCGUAAGUACAUACCCCAACCAGAAGCCAUGGAUUACAGGCAACAUCCGCACUGAGCUAAAGGGUAGAGGUGCUGCUUUCAAGGAGCGGGACUCUAACCCGGAAGCUUAUAAGAAAUCCCGCUAUGCCCUCCGAUGAACCAUCAAACAGGCAAAGAGUCAGUACAGGACUAAGAUUGAAUCGUACUACACCAGCUCUGACGCUCGUCGGAUGUGGCAGGGCUUGAAAACUAUUACAGAUUACAAAGGGAAGCACAGCCGCGAGCUGCCCAGUGACACAAGACUUCCAGACGAGCUAAACCACUUCUAUGCUCGCUUCGAGGCAAGCAACACUGAAGCAUGCAUGAGAGCACCAGCAGUUCCGGAUGACUAUGUGAUCACGCUCUCCGUAGCCAAUGUGAGUAAGACUUUUAAGCAGGUCAACAUUCACAAGGCUGCAGGGCCAGACUGAUUACCAGGACGUGGACUCCGAGCAUGUGUUGACCAACUGGCAAGUGUCUUCACUGACAUUUUCAACAUGUCCCUGACUGAGUCUGUAAUACCAACAUGUUUCAAGCAGACCACCAUAGUCCCCGUGCCCAAGGACACUAAGAUAACCUGCCUAAAUGACUACCGACCCGUAGCAUUAACGUCUGUAGCCAUGAAGUGCUUUGAAAGGCUGGUCAUGGCUCACAUCAACACCAUUACCCCAGAAACCCUAGACCCACUCCAAUUUGCAUACCGCCCCAACAGAUCCACAGAUGAUGCAAUCUCUAUUGCACUCCACACUGCCCUUUCCCACCUGGACAAGAGGAACACCUACGUGAGAAUGCUAUUCAUUGACUACAGCUCAGCAUUCUACACCAUAGUGCCCUCAAAGCUCAUCACUAAGCUAAGGAUCCUGGGACUAAACACCUCCCUCUGCAACUGGAUCCUGGACUUCCUGACGGGCCGCUCCCAGGUGGUAAGGGUAGGUAACAACACAUCUGCCACAUUGAUCCUCAACACAUUGACUCUGCACCGGUACCCUCCUGUAUAUAUAGCCUCCCUACUGUUAUUUUACUUUACUUCUGCUCUUUUUUUCUCAAUACUUUUUUGUUGUUGUUUUAUUUGACUUUUUUUUAUUACAAAAUAAAUGCAUUGUUGGUUAAGGGCUGCAAGUAAGCAUUUCCCUGUAAUGUCUACACCUGUUGUAUUCGGCGCAUGUGGCCAAUAAAAUUUGAUUUGAUAUGUGCAUGUGUGCUUUGCUACAUAUCAGUGUGUGUAGUUUAAUCUUGUUAUUCUGAAGAUUGGUUGGGAUCAAUAAAUUCAGUAUCAGUUAUUUGGUGUGGCCCUGUCUAGUCACCUCUGCAGUUGAAUAAUGGAUGAAGUGUGUCUCCAAAGGGGUGUGUAUAUAUGUUCAGAGUCCUUCUCUCUGCUUUCAAAGGAUGGAUUCAGGAAAGGUAGGCUCUCCCUUCCUAUGUCAUGAAUACAGCUUUGUUCCUCUGGUCUCAGUUAACUGUUGUUUAUCUAGCUAGCUGUGAGUUGUUAGACUUAAAUUCAACUUUUGACAUUGUCGAUAGUCUGCUGCUGAAAUAAACCUAUGGAAUGGCUUUAUAUCCUCUGCUAUAUUAUGGAUUGAGAGUAACCUGUCUAACUGAACACAGAGGGUGUUCUUUAAUGGAAGCCUCCCCAACAUAGUCUAGGUAGGGCAUACCCCAGGUCAGCUGUCUAGGCCCCUUACUUUUUUAUAUUUUCACUAAUUACCUUCCACUGGCACUGAGUAAACUUAUAUUUUGGAUCAAUUGUUGUGUGGUGAAAGAUGUCUCCAAACAAAAUUAAUGGACAAUAAAAUGUUUAGAAUAUAAGACUUGCUGCAUUACAAGUGUUACCAGUUUGGAGUUUUUUACUAAGUUUUGAAAAUUCACCACAUUAUUGUGAAAAUAGCACCAAAGCGAUUAAAAAAUACUGUAAUUAACCUGCUACUGAAAGAAAUUGGUUCACUAGUACUGCAUCAGACAGCAUAAACACUUAUGGUGCGUGUGUGCAUGUGUGUUUUCGUAUGCACAUGUGUGCAUCUUGUGCACGUGUGUGCCCUUGUUCUACAUAAUUUCUACCAGCAAGUUAAAUGUGCAAACAGAGGAAAAAAAACUCUAGACCACCUUUACUCCACACACAGAGACGUAUAUAAAGCUCUCCCUCGCCCUCCAUUUGGCAAAUCUAACCAUAACUCUAUCCUCCUGAUUCCUGCUUAUAAGCAAAAACUAAAGCAGAAAGCACUAGUGACUCGGUUAAUAAAAAAGUGGUCAGAUGACGCAGAUGCUAAGCUACAGGACUGUUUUGCUAGCACAGACUGGAACAUGUUCCGAGAUUCUUCAGAUAGCAUUGAGGAGUACACCACAUCAGUCACUGGCUUCAUCAAUAAGUGCAUCGAUGACGUUGUCCCCACAGUGACCGUAAGUACAUACCCCAACCAGAAGCCAUGGAUUACAGGCAACAUCCGCACUGAGCUAAAGGGUAGAGGUGCUGCUUUCAAGGAGCGGGACUCUAACCCGGAAGCUUAUAAGAAAUCCCGCUAUGCCCUCCGAUGAACCAUCAAACAGGCAAAGAGUCAGUACAGGACUAAGAUUGAAUCGUACUACACCAGCUCUGACGCUCGUCGGAUGUGGCAGGGCUUGAAAACUAUUACAGAUUACAAAGGGAAGCACAGCCGCGAGCUGCCCAGUGACACAAGACUUCCAGACGAGCUAAACCACUUCUAUGCUCGCUUCGAGGCAAGCAACACUGAAGCAUGCAUGAGAGCACCAGCAGUUCCGGAUGACUAUGUGAUCACGCUCUCCGUAGCCAAUGUGAGUAAGACUUUUAAGCAGGUCAACAUUCACAAGGCUGCAGGGCCAGACUGAUUACCAGGACGUGGACUCCGAGCAUGUGUUGACCAACUGGCAAGUGUCUUCACUGACAUUUUCAACAUGUCCCUGACUGAGUCUGUAAUACCAACAUGUUUCAAGCAGACCACCAUAGUCCCCGUGCCCAAGGACACUAAGAUAACCUGCCUAAAUGACUACCGACCCGUAGCAUUAACGUCUGUAGCCAUGAAGUGCUUUGAAAGGCUGGUCAUGGCUCACAUCAACACCAUUACCCCAGAAACCCUAGACCCACUCCAAUUUGCAUACCGCCCCAACAGAUCCACAGAUGAUGCAAUCUCUAUUGCACUCCACACUGCCCUUUCCCACCUGGACAAGAGGAACACCUACGUGAGAAUGCUAUUCAUUGACUACAGCUCAGCAUUCUACACCAUAGUGCCCUCAAAGCUCAUCACUAAGCUAAGGAUCCUGGGACUAAACACCUCCCUCUGCAACUGGAUCCUGGACUUCCUGACGGGCCGCUCCCAGGUGGUAAGGGUAGGUAACAACACAUCUGCCACAUUGAUCCUCAACACAUUGACUCUGCACCGGUACCCUCCUGUAUAUAUAGCCUCCCUACUGUUAUUUUACUUUACUUCUGCUCUUUUUUUCUCAAUACUUUUUUGUUGUUGUUUUAUUUGACUUUUUUUUAUUACAAAAUAAAUGCAUUGUUGGUUAAGGGCUGCAAGUAAGCAUUUCCCUGUAAUGUCUACACCUGUUGUAUUCGGCGCAUGUGGCCAAUAAAAUUUGAUUUGAUAUGUGCAUGUGUGCUUUGCUACAUAUCAGUGUGUGUAGUUUAAUCUUGUUAUUCUGAAGAUUGGUUGGGAUCAAUAAAUUCAGUAUCAGUUAUUUGGUGUGGCCCUGUCUAGUCACCUCUGCAGUUGAAUAAUGGAUGAAGUUUGUCUCCAAAGGGGUGUGUGUAUAUGUUCAGAGUCCUUCUCUCUGCUUUCAAAGGAUGGAUUCAGGAAAGGUUGGCUCUCCCUCCCUAUGUCAUGAAUACAGCUUUGUUCCUCUGGUCUCAGUUAACUGUUGUUUAUCUAGGUAGCUGUGAGUUGUUAGACUUAAGUUCAACUUUUGACAUUGUCGAUAGUCUGCUGCUGAAAAAAACCUAUGGAAUGGCUUUAUAUCCUCUGCUAUAUUAUGGAUUGAGAGUAACCUGUCUAACUGAACACAGAGGGUGUUCUUUAAUUGAAGCCUCCCCAACAUAGACCAGGUAGGGCAUACCCCAGGUCAGCUGUCUAGGCCCCUUACUUUUUUAUAUUUUCACUAAUGACCUGCCACUGGCACUGAGUAAAGCCUUUUUGUCCAUGUAUGAUGACUCAACAUUAUACACGUCAGCUACCACAGCAAGUGAAAUCACUGCAUCACUUAACAAUGAGCUGCAGUCAGUUUUACAAUGGGUGGCAAGUAAUACACUUUUCCUAAAUAUUUAAAUAACUAAAAACAUUGUAUUUGGGACAAAUCAUUCACUAAACAGUAAACCUCAAAUACAUAUUUUAAUUAAUAAUGUGGAAAUUGAGCAAGUUGAGGAGACUAAACUGCUUGGUGUAACCCUGGAUUGUAAACUGUCAUGGUCAAAACAUAUUGAUGCAACGGUAGCUAAAAUGGCAGAGAGGUCUGUCCAUAAUAAAGUGUUACUCUGCUUUAUUGACAUCGCUAUCAACAAAACAAGUCUUACAGGCCCUAGUUUUAUCUCACCUGGACUACUGCCCAGUCAUAUGGUGCCACAAAGAGUGACAUAGGCAAAUUACAGGUGGCCCAGAACAGAGCACCACGGCUGGCCCUUAAGUGUACACGAACACCUAACAUCAAUAACAUGCAUGUCAAUCUCUCCUGGCUCAAAGUAGAGGAGAGAUUGAUUGCAUCACUACUUGUCUUUGUGAAAGGUAUUGACAUGUUGAAAGCAAGGAGCUGUCUGUUCAGACAACUAGCACACAGCUCAGACACCCAUGCAUACCCCACAAGAUAUGCCACCAGGGGUCUCUUCACAGUCCCCAAGUUCAGAACAGACUCUGGGAAACGCACAGUACUACAUCGAGCCAUGACUACAUGGAACUCUAUUCCACAUCAAUUAACUCAAGCGAGCAGUUAAAUCAGAUUAAAAAAACAAAUAAAACGACACCUUAUGGAACAAUGCGGAUCGUGAAGAGACACACACACACAUUCGCAACAUACACUAACACACCACGCACUGUGAGAAUGUGAUUUGAAGGAGUCAGGCGCAGGAGGGUAAAUCACCGAAUACAGAGUUUAUUCCGUAGGACACAGUUCCGCUGGAUAACGUCAACAAAAUACAGGCACACGGGGAAACAAUAUCCCCGGAAAUACAAGGUACAGGUAGCUCAACCGAGCUACACUCAACUCACAAUAAACAAUCUCCCAAAAGGACAAGGGGGGCAGAGGGAACACUUAUACAUGUACUAAUGAGGGGAUAUGAACCAGGUGUGUGUAAUUGACAAGACAAGACAAAUGGAAUGAUGAGAUAUGGAGCGGCAGUGGCUAGUAGGCCUGUGACGACGAACGCCGAAGCCUGCCCGGACAAGGAGGGGGGGCAGCUUCGGAGGAAGUCAUGACACGCACUGUACACACACGUACAUUGUAAUGUUGGAACAUUGUUGUAUUGUGGUAUAAUACAUUUUGAAUUGUAGAUAUGUAGUUGUAGGGUCGUGGUGUAAAAAUAUGUUGUGUGAUGUACUGUUAUAUAAAAAUUUUUUUUGAUGUAAUUGCCUUAAUCUGGUUUGGACCCCAGGAAGACAAAUGCUAAUUGCUAAUUUUACCCAGCAGUGGUAAGGCUAAUUGUGUGUGAAGUACGCCAAAUACUAAAGCACUGAUCUCUCUCUCUGUCAUGUGCCUUGCUGCCUACCAAUAACUGGGGUUGCGUAGGAAAUGGCACCCUAUUCCCUAUACAGUGUACUUCAUUCUGUGUGCUAUAUAGGGAAUAUGGUGUCAUUUCAAACGCAGCUGGGAAUAAACUCAGUUUGCUGUAAAUGCACACACAGCCUCCACACAUGUUCAUAUCUGGUAAUCACUAUGCACUGUGUGUUCCAGCCAGUACACUAGGGAUGUUGAAGGGAGCACAUUUCAUUUUUUGGGAGUGGAUUUUACAUGGUUUAAUCCCUAAUUAUUCCCCCUAAAUAUCCAUGAACCAACAAGCUGAAGCUGCAAAGGUUUUACACAAUAGUUUUUACAAUCUGAAAUAUUACAGUGUUUUUCAAUAUCUUUGGCACAAUAUUCAGAUGUAUUGUGUUAUAUUUUCAAAUCUCUUUGUACAAAACACAAAACCAAUAACACUUUUAAUGACCCCUGUCUUGCAUUUAUGUUCAUCAUCUUUGAUUUGAACAACACUUUUCUGUAAAAUACAGUACCAUGACAACAUUUUGUUUAGCCACCAAUACAUCAGAUAAUGAUAAGCUGACCGUUUACUUAAAUAACAUUUAAUCCAAUAGUAAAAAAUGCUAUAUAUUAUUUUUGAAAGUGAAGUGGAAUAUUAGAUGGCAAAUAUCAUUUUCCAUACAGUAUUUGGCUAUAACUAGAUUAUUUUUAUUGUUUUAUUAAAUAUGUCAGUCUUAGAGUUCCCCUGCUGAUUUUGUACGUUUGCCCAAUGACAUGAUCCGUCUAUCAUUUUAAUGGUAGGUUUAUUUGAACAGUGAGAGACAGACAACCAACAAUAAAAAUCAAGAAAAACGCAUGUCAAAAAAGUAAUAAAUUGAUUUGCAUUUUAAUUAGGGAAAUAAGUAUUUGACCCCUCUGCAAAACAUGACUUAGUACUUGGUGGCAAAACCCUUGUUGGCAAUCACAGAGGUCAGACGUUUCUUGUAGUUGGCCACCAGGUUUGCACACAUCUCAGGAGGGAUUUUGUCCCACUCCUCUUUGCAGAUCUUCUCCAAGUCACUAAGGUUUCGAGGCUGACAUUUGGCAACUCGAACCUUCAGCUCCCUCCACAGAUUUUCUAUGGGAUUAAGUUCUGGAGACUGGCUAGGCCACUCCAGGACCUUAAUGUCCUUCUUCUUGAGCCACUCCUUUGUUGCCUUGGCCGUGUGUUUUGGGUCAUUGUCAUGCUGGAAUACCCAUCCACAACCCAUUUUCAAUGUCCUGGCUGAGGGAAGGAGGUUCUCACCCAAGAUUUGACGGUACAUGGCCCCGUCCAUCGUCCCUUUGAUGCGGUGAAGUUGUCCUGUCCCCUUAGCAGAAAAACACCCCCAAAGCAUAAUGUUUCCACCUCCAUGUUUGACGGUGGGGAUGGUGUUCUUGGGGUCAUAGGCAGCAUUCCUCCUCCAAACACGGCGAGUUGAGUUGAUGCCAAAGAGCUCGAUUUUGGUCUCAUCUGACCACAACACUUUCACCCAGUUCUCCUCUGAAUCAUUCAGACGUUCAUUGGCAAACUUCAGAUGGGCCUGUAUAUGUGCUUUAUUGAACAGGGGGACCUUGCGGGCGCUGCAGGAUUUCAGUCCUUCACGGCGUAGUGUGUUACCAAUUGUUUUCUUGGUGACUACGUUCCCAGCUGCCUUGAGAUCAUUAAAAAGAUCCUCCCGUGUAGUUCUGGGCUGAUUCCUCACCGUUCUCAUGAUGAUUGCAACUCCACGAGGUGAGAUCUUGCAUGGAGCCCCAGGCCGAGGGAGAUUGACAGUUAUUUUAUGUUUCUUCCAUAUAUAUAUAUAUAUAUAUAUAUAUAUAUAUACAGUGGGGAAAAAAAGUAUUUAGUCAGCCACCAAUUGUGCAAGUUCUCCCACUUAAAAAGAUGAGAGAGGCCUGUAAUUUUCAUCAUAGGUACACGUCAACUAUGACAGACAAAUUGAGAGAAAAAAUCCAGAAAAUCACAUUUUAGGAUUUUUAAUGAAUUUAUUUGCAAAUUAUGGUGGAAAAUAAGUAUUUGGUCACCUACAAACAAGCAAGAUUUCUGGCUCUCACAAACCUGUAACUUCUUCUUUAAGAGGCUCCUCUGUCCUCCACUCGUUACCUGUAUUAAUGGCACCUGUUUGAAUAUGUUAUCAGUAUAAAAGACACCUGUCCACAACCUCAAACAGUCACACUCCAAACUCCACUAUGGCCAAGACCAAAGAGCUGUCAAAGUGGAACAGGUUGAGAGCUUCAAGUUCCUUGGUGUCCACAUCACCAACGAACUAUCAUGGUCCAAACACACCAAGACAGUCGUGAAGAGGGCACGACAAAGCCUAUUCCCCCUCAGGAGAUUCGGCAUGGGUCCUCAGAUCCUCAAAAAAUUCUACAGCUGCACCAUCGAGAGCAUCCUGACUGGUUGCAUCACCGCCUGGUAUGGCAACUGCUUGGCCUCCGACCACAAGGCACUACAGAGGGUAGUGCGUACGGCCCAGUACAUCACUGGGGCCAAGCUUCCUGCCAUCCAGGACCUCUAUACCAGGUGGUGUCAGAGGAAGGCCCUCAAAAUUGUCAAAGACUCCAGCCACCCUAGUCAUAGACUGUUCUCUCUGCUACCGCACUGCAAGCGGUACCGGAGUGCCAAGUCUAGGUCCAAAAGACUUCUCAACAGCUUCUACCCCCAAGCCAUAAAACUCCUGAACAGCUAAUCAUGGCUACCCGGACUAUUUGCACUGCCCCCCCACCCCAUCUUUUUACGCUGCUGCUACUCUGUUAAUUAUUUAUGCAUAGUCACUUUAACUCUACCCACAUGUACAUAUUACUUCAACUACCUCAACUAGCCGGUGCCCCCGCACAUUGACUCUGCACCGGUACCCCCCUGUAUAUAUAGCCUCCCUACUGUUAUUUUAUUUUACUUCUGCUCUUUUUUUCUCAACACUUUUUUUGUUGUUUUAUUUUACUUUUUUAUUAAAAAUAAAUCCACUGUUGGUUAAGGGCUGUAAGUAAGCAUUUCACUGUAAUGUCUGCACCUGUUGUAUUCGGCGCAUGUGGCCAAUAAAAUUUGAUUUGAUUUGAUUUGCGAAUAAUCACACCAACUGUUGUCACCUUCUCACCAAGCUGCUUGGCGAUGGUCUUGUAGCCCAUUCCAGCCUUAUGUAGGUCUACAAUCUUGUCCCUGACAUCCUUGGAGAGCUCUUUGGUCUUGGCCAUGGUGGAGAGUUUGGAAUCUGAUUGAUUAAUUGCUUCUGUGGACAGGUGUCUUUUAUACAGGUAACAAACUGAGAUUAGGAGCACUCCCUUUAAGAGUGUGCUCCUAAUCUCAGCUCGUUACCUGUAUAAAAGACACCUGGGAGCCAGAAAUCUUUCUGAUUGAGAGGGGGUCAAAUACUUAUUUCCCUCAUUAAAAUGCAAAUCAAUGUAUAAAAAUGUUUACAUGCGUUUUUCUGGAUUUUGUUGUUGUUAUUCUGUCUUUCACUGUUCAAAUAAACCUACCAUUAAAAUUAUAGACUGAUCAUUUCUUUGUCAGUGUACAAAAUUAGCAGGGGAUCAAAUACUUUUUUCCCUCACUGUAUGAUUUGACCGUCCAACAUAAAUUGAUGUCAAUUGAUACAUUUAUGAUGUAAAAAUCUAUAAUUUUACAGUGUUCAGUAGUUAUCAAACUAGGCCAUAAAAACCUAGACACUAUCAAAUUAAAACAUGUCAAAAGUAUUGUGAAUAUUGCAUUUUGCAGAAUACUUGAAAAGGGUGAUUUGGUGCAGUGAACAAGUGACUUUGUGAAUUUGUUUGUUGUGAGUCAAUUGAAAAUGUGCUCAGAGUAUAUCUGUGUGUGUGUGUGCUUAUUUGUCAGUCUGCGUAUUUCAAUCUAACCUCCCCUUCCUCAUGCUCUUCUCCCCAGCCAAGUGGAGGAGAAGCAUCAGCAGCUCGGGUCUGGUCUCCUCUGUCCGUCCUUACAGCUCCAUCACAGAGGGGAUAUCUCCCCUCAGCUUCCCCAUCCUGCCUUACACUAAACCUGCUGCACUAACCACAGAGUCCACAGGUAACAUAUCCUGCACUGCAUGGCCAGCACUAUAAAAGCCUACAACUGGAACUGACACACUUACUUUUCUCGCCACUAUCCAACCAGCAUAGACAGAGUGGUGAACAUUUUAUUGAUUGAUCAUUUGUCCAUAAACGUGUAUUUUAUUUAUCUCAUAUAGUUCUUAUUCCCUUACUCACACCUUACAGUAAGUCACUCGCUCGUGCAUUAUUCACUCACUCACUCACCAACUUGUUUAUGGCUUCCAAUGACCUUAAAACCAGCCAUCAUGCAGUGUAUCCGAUUUCUGAGAUGAAUUUUCUGUACAAAGUAACAUGAGACAACUAACACUUUAUCAUCAUUAGACAAGAGCAAAUUGUGUUUAUUUUAGCAUUUCUUGCACGUUUGAAAAUGCCAGGCUUGUAUUUUAGGUAAGAUAAUGCAGUACUAAGCAUUAGAGACUAAAGGAAGACAUUUUAUCCUCCAGCUUUAUAGAACUGCAUUGAGAGCAAGUCAGCUAACUUCACAUUUUAGAGUGAAAGUUGUAGAGAGAAAAUCACCUCAGAAAACCCUAAUUUUGAUCUUUGGUGAUCUUAUGUCAGUGGAGGCUCCUCAGAGGAGGAAGGGGAGGACCAUCCUCCUCAGUAAAAAUAAAAAAUGUGUACAACUUUUUAAAAGUUAUCCUUUUUAGAUACAACUAUACUAAAUAUAUUCACAUGUUACCAAAUAAUUGAUUUAAACACACUUUAUUUGCAAUGAAGGUCUACAGUAGCCUCAACAGUACUCUGUAGGGCAGAACCAUGGUGUAGCCGGAGGACAGCUAGCUUCCGUCCUCCUCUGGGUACAUUGACUUCAAUACAAAACUUAGGAGGCUCAUGGUUCCUGAGGACGUCCACCAACCUAUCAGAGCUCUUGCAGCGUGAACUGACAUGUUGUCCACCCAAUCAAAGGAUCAGAUAAUGAAUCUAGUACUGAAAGCUACAGCUAGCUAGCACUGCAGUGCAUACAAUGUGGUGAGUAGUUAACUCAAAGAGAAAGACAAUAGUUGAACAGUUUUGAACAAAUUAAUUUCUUCCAAAAUGAAGGAGAAGCAAGAGAGAGAGAGAUAAAGAGAUUUCACAAUUUUUUUCACUCUCAGUUUCACUUACUUAGCUAGCAAAUGCAGCUAGCUAGUUAAGCCUACUCAAACACCCUGCUAUAAAAAGCAUAAGCUGGCACACACCCAGAGAAAAUUACUUAGUGUAGAGGUGCUGACUAACAGUGAGAACUUUUGGAUAUCAGAGCAGCGGGAACUCACCAGGAAUAUGACUUUCCCGAAUUGGAAUUGGAGGCUGAACCAAGACGCCGCCGGUAGAGAAGAGGUAUUCGGAGUGGACUUCUAGUCCGACUCAGGAGGCGUGCUCACCAUCCACCACUUCCGAGUAUAUUACUCGCUAAUGUUCAGUCUCUGGACAAUAAAUAAGACGAGCUCAGGGCGGGGAUCUCCUUCCAGAGAGACAUCAGGGACUGUAACAUACUCUGUUUCACGGAAUCAUGGCUCUCUCCUGAUAUACUGUUCCCUUUCAUACAGCCAGCUGGGUUCUCAGUAAUAAAGAAUUCUCCGGGAAGAAGAAAGGCGGUGGUGUAUGUUUAAUGAUUAACUACUCAUGGUGUGAUUGUGAUAACGUACAGAAACUAAAUUCCUUUUGUUCACCCGACCUAGAAUACCUCACAAUCAAAUGCCGACUGUAUUACCUCCCAAGAGAACUAGCUUCGGUUAUAGUCUCAGCCGUGUAUAUUCCCCCUCAAGCCGAUACCAUGACGGUCCUCAAGGAACUACACUGGACUUUGUGCAAACUGGAAACCACAUAUCCUAAGGCCGCAUUUAUUGUAGCUGGGGAUUUUAACAAAGCAAAUUGGAGGAAAACGCAACCGAAGUUCUAUCAACACAUUGACUGUAAAACUUGCGCUGCUAAAACGCUCGACCACUGCUACUGCCCAUUCUGGGAUGCCUACAAGGCCCUCCCCCGCCCCCCCCCCCUUCGGCAAAUCAGAUCACGACUCCAUUUUGCUCCUCCCUUCCUAUAGGCAGAAACUCAAACAGGAAUGACCUGUGCUAAGGUCUAUUCAACGCUGGUCUAACCAAUCAGAAUCCAUGCUUCAAGAUUGUUUUGAUCACGUGGACUGGGAUGUAUUCUGGGUAGCCUCUGAGAAUAACAUUGACGUUUAUACGGUCACAGUGACUGAGUUCAUCAGGAAGUGUAUAGGGAAUGUUGUUCCCACUGUGAUUAUUAAAACCUACCCAAACCAGAAACCGCGGAUAGAUGGCAGCAUUCGCGCAAAACUGAAAGCGCGAACCACCGCAUUUAACCAUGGCAAGGUGACUGGGAAUAUGGUUGAAUAUAAACAGUGUAGUUAUUCCCUCCGUAAGGCAAUCAAACAGGCAAAACGUCAGUACAGAGACAAAGUGGAGUCGCAAUUCAACAGCUCAGACAUGAGACAUAUGUGGCAGGGUCUACAGACAAUCACGGAUUACAAAGGGAAAACCAGCCACGUCGCGGACACAAACGUUUUGCUCCUGGACAAGCUAAACACCUUCGUCCGCUUUGAGGAUAACACAGUGCCAUUGACGCGGCCCGCUCCCAAGGACUGUGGGCUCUCGUUCUCUGUGGCCGACAUGAGUAAGACAUUUAAGCGUGUUAACCAUCGCAAGGCCUAGCUGGCAUCCCUAGCCGCAUCCUCAGAGCAUGCGCAGACCAGCUGGCUGGAGUGUUUACGGACAUAUUAAAUCUCUCCCUAUCCCAGUCUGCUGUCCCCACUUGCUUCAAGAUGUCCCCCAUUGUUCCUGUACCCAAGAAAGCAAACGUAACUGAAAUAAAUGACUAUCGCCCCGUAGCACUCACUUCUGUCAUCAUGAAGUGUUUGAGACGCUAGUUAAGGAUCAUAUCACCUCUACCUUACCUGACAACCUAGUCCCACAAAUUUGCAUAAUGCCCCAAUAGAUCCACAGACGAUUCAAUCGCCAUUGCACUGCACACUACCUUAUCCCAUCUGGACAAGAGGAAUACCUAUGUAACAAUGCUGUUCAUUGACUAUAGCUCAGCAUUCAACACCAUAGUACCCUCCAAGCUCAUCAGUAAGCUCAGGGCCCUGGGUCUGAACCCCGCCCUGUGCAACUGGGUCCUGGACUUCCUGAUGGGCCGCCCCCAGGUGGUGAAGGUAGGAAACAACACCUCCACUUCGCUGAUCCUCAACACAGGGGCCCCACAAGGGUGUGUGCUCAGCCCCCUCCUCUCCCUGUUCACCCAUGACUGCGUGGCCAUUCACACCUCCAACUCAAUCAUCAAGUUUGCAGACGACAACAGUGGUAGGCCUGAUUACCAACAAUGAUGAGACAUCCUACAGGGAGGAGGUGAGGGCCCUGGAGGAGUGGUGCCAGGAAAAUAAUGAAGGAGCUGAUCGUGGACUUCAGGAAACAGCAGAAGGAGCACGCCCCUAUCCACAUCGAUGGGACCGCAGUGGAGAAGGUGAAAAGCUUCAAGUUCCUCAGCGUACACAUCACUGACAAUCUGAAAUGGUCCACCCACACAGACAGUGUGGUGAAGAAGGCGAAACGGCGCCUCUUCAACCUCAGGAGGCUGAAGAAAUUUGGCUUGGCCCCUAAGACCCUCACAAACUUUUACAGAUGCACAAUUGAGAGCAUCCUGUCGGGCUGUAUCACCGCCUGGUACGGCAACUGCACCGCCCACAACCGCAGGGCUCUCCAGAGGGUGGUGCGGUCUGCCCAAUGCAUCACCGGGGGCACGCUGCCUGUCCUCCAGGCCACCUACAGCACCUGAUGUCACAGGAAGGCCAAAAAGAUCAUCAAGGACAUCAACCACCCGAGCCACGGCCUGUUCACCCCGCUACCAUCCAGAAGGCGAGGUCAGUACAGGUGCAUCAAAGCUGGGACCGAGAGACUGAAAAACAGCUUCUAUCUCAAGGCCAUCCGACUGUUAAAUAGCCAUCACUACCACCCGGUUACUCAACCCUGCACCUUAGAGGCUGCUGCCGUAUGUUCAUAGACAUGGAAUUACUGGUCACGUUAAGAAUGGAACACUAGUCACUUUAAUAAUGUUUACAUACUCCUUUACUCAUUUCAUAUGUAUGUACUAUAUUCUAUUCUACUGUAUUUUAGUCAAUGCCACUCCGACAUUGCUCGGCCUAAUAUUUAUAUAUUUCUUAAUUCCAUUCUUUUACUUUUAGAUUUGAGUGCAUUUUUGUGAAUUGUUAGAUACUACUGCACUGUUUGAGCUAGGAACACAAGCAUUUCGCUACACCCGCAAUAACAUCUGCUAAAUCUUACCAAUACAAUUGGAUUUGUAUGAUUUGAUUAAUCAUACAUAUUUCAUCUUACAAGUCUGGAAAUUAUCAUAACAUAAUUUCAAGCACAUUAAACUUAUGACUUAUAAAUUAUGAUCCCUGGCUUGAAGAAAUGCAUCUAGGCUCACAGAAUGAGAACACAAGAGUGUAAUGAGGAGCUUAUGGGUUCGUAAAAAAAGAUGGACGAGCUCAAGCAAAACAAGACUGUAAAUAUCUUCAUCUCCCAAUAGGAAUCCAGAAUGUAUCUUACUUUAUCUCAACGUAGUAGGCUGCGUCAGAAUAUUUUAUCUAGAGCCUUGAUGGUGUCUAUCUGUGGCACCAGCCAGGCAGCCAGUCUUAUGAACGUUCAUUGGCUCAAGACGCCUCCAUAUAUAAAUCAAUAUAAAAGGGUACAGGAAUAUGAUGUACAUCGCAUGCAAUUGGUUUUAGUUGUGCUGAUUUGGAAUCCACAAUGGAGGUUUUAUCGUUAUAGAGUGUUGAUGGUCUAUUCUAGGAUAUCAGUCACUCUAGGUGCCAAUUCCAAUUCGACCCCUUGCCCCUACCCUUAGGCACUUCAUGUACAGUAACUUCAGAAAGUAUUCACACCACUUGACUUUUUCCACAUUUUGUUGUGUUACAGAAUGGGAUAAAAGUGGAUGUAAUUGUCAUUUUGGAAGUGGAAGAAAAAUUCUAACAUUUAUUUUUUAUUAAUGGAAAAUUAAACACUAAUAUAGCUUGAUUAGAUAAGUAUUCAACCCUGUGAGUCAAUACAAGUUAGAAUUACCUUUGGCAGCGAUUACAGCUGUGAGUCUUUCUGGGUAAGUCGUAAGAGCCUUGCACACCUGGAUUGUACAAUAUUUGCCCAUUAAUAUUAAAACAAUUAUUCAUAUCUGUCAAGUUGGUUGUUGAUCAUUGCUAGACAGCCUCUUUCAAGUCUUGCCAUUGAUUUUCAAGCCGAUUUAAGUCAAAACUGUAACUAGGCCACUCAGGAACAUUCAAUACCAUUUUUUUUUGCAGUAUUAUUUUUAUUCUGUACAGGCUUCCUUCUUUUCACUCUGUCAUUUAUGUUAGUAUUGUGGAGUAACUACAAUGUUGUUGAUCCAUCCUCAGUUAUCUCCUAUCACAGUCAUUAAACUCUGUAACUGUUUUAAAUCACCAUUGGCCUCAUGGUGAAAUCCCUGAGCGGUUUCCUUCUUCUCUGGCAACUGAGUUAGGAAGGGUGCCUGUAUCUUUGUAGUGACUGGGUGUAUUGAUACACAACUCAAAGUGUAAUUAAUAACUGCUCCAUGCUCAAUGGGAUAUUCAAUGUCAGUUUUUGUUUUGUUUUACCCAUCUACCAGUACGUGCCCUUUGUGAACCAUUGGAAAUCCUCCAUGGUCUUUGUGGUUGAAUCUGUGCUUUAAAUUCACUGCUCAACUGAGGGACCUUACAGAUAAUUGUAUGUGUGGGGUACAGAGAUGGGGGUAGUCAUUUAAAAAUCAUGUUAAACACUGUUAUUGCACAGUGUGUCCAUGCAACUUAUUAUGUGACUUGUUAAGCACAUUUUUACUGCUGAAAUUAUUUAGACUUGCCAUAACAAAGGGGUUGAAUACUUAUUGACUCAAACCAUUUCAGCUUUUCAUUUUUUAUUAAUUUGUAAACACUUUGACAUUAUGGGAUAUUGUGUGUAGAUCAGUUACACAAAAUUUCAAUUUAAUACAUGUUGAAUUCAGGCUGUAACACAACAAAAUGUGGAAAAAGUCAAGGGGUGAGAAUACUUUCUGAAGGCACCGUAUUUUUGAAAGGGUUAGAUUGCUGACAGCAAAAUGGUAAUAGUUCCAUCUUGACCUUUGAUGCUCGCUAGGUAGACUUUUUUUUUGCAUUAUUUCAAUUAUAUAUUUCUUUCAAAUCUGUACAAGUGCCUAAGGAGUAUGGGCUAGGGGUUGAUUUGGGAUAGUGUGAAGGCUUUCUAUGGCUCUCCCUCUCUAUUUUGAACCCAUUUCCUCUCUUUCUUUUUUCCAGCUCCAUUCUCUGCAUCCAGCCACCCUCUGCGCCAGCAACAGACUCUCCCAGGGAGGGGCUCCUGCAGCCUUAACUCGGCUUACCACAGUAAGACUCAUCACUGUUAUGAAGCAUGAUGUACUAUUGCUGAGUUAAAAGACGUGAAGACCCAUAAUUCCAUGAGUGAUCAUGUUGUCCUUGCAAGUAAUAACUCACACUGAAAUAUGUUCAUUCACCAACAGUACUGCAGCAUGCUCACUCCACAGCAAUAUCAUCAACUGAAAUAUAUCACACUAUUCCCAAAACAUUUGUAUUUACCUCAUAUUUUACUUCCACUGAACUAUUGUGUUCAGUACACUACAGAAACAGUAACGGAGCUGCAGUGAAUUCAUAGAUUAGCUUUAACAACACAUUACUGUACCAUACAUUACCGUCUCAUUAUUAUCUGAAGCUGUGGAAGACCAUCGUCCAACUUCCAGAACCCUAUAUCGGUUUUGAUUGUUUGUUUUUUAAAGCGUCUUUGAGAAUCUCAUUUGAAUGAAAAUAGAAAAUAAAAAUUGUUUCCCGUGUAGCUCAGUUGGUAGAGCAUGGCGCUUGCAACGCCAGGGUUGUGGGUUCGUUUCCCACGGGGGGCCAGUAUGAAAAAUGUAUGCACUCACUAACUGUAAGUCGCUCUGGAUAAGAGCGUCUGCUAAAUGACUUAAAUGUAAAUGUAAAAUUAUUAUUAUUCAUUAGCGUACAUUAGCAUACAUUACUGUGUCCUCUGUAGUUGCAGGUGUGAGUCGGCAGCAUGCUGCGGUCAGCCCCCAGUCUUCCAUGGACAGUGAGGUGGGCACCUCAGAGCUGGAGGAUGGCACUAUAUCUAUGGGCUAUAAACUACAGGACAUGACGGACGUACAGGUCAUGGCUCGACUGCAGGAGGAGAGUGAGUAGAGUACGCUCUACUGUUUUUGUUAUGAUAAAUAUCUUCAUCAGUUGGAAAUUGUACAUGUAGAAAUGAACAAUAAACUCAAUAACACUUUGUAUUGGAUACACCUUAUGAACACGCUAGAUGAUGUGGAAGGAACAUAUGUAGCUGUAAUGCUAACAAUAUAUUUUGUUCAACCAUGAAGCAUAAAUGUGACCGACCGGCUCGAUUCGGUCUUAUGUAGCAACAUUUGAAAUUAUGUUUUUUACAUUGGAUAAAAGUAGAAAAAAGUAUAUCAUACACUACAGUUGAGGAACAAUGGGAAAGUAAUUCUGCUUUGAAAGUUGAUAAACUUGUAACCCCACAUUUGAAGAAAUGGCCCUUGAAUGUUUUGGUACACCUAUUGGAGAGCUCUUCUUUGUUUACACCCAUUCAGCAUUGUUCACACCCUCUUAAGCCUUAGCCCCACCCAUCUCUUUAAGGAUUCACAUGAGGCCAUGUGCUAAACAGAGUGAGUAUGGUAGUGUAUGUUUGUAUACAGUUGUCGCAGUGACAUCAUGAACAUUCUAUUGUCGUCCGACAUCAAAUUUGUCGUUGUCGUUAUGAAAAAGUAUAAACACAAAAACGACAGGCUGCAUGACAUCAGCAGCCUGGUGGUCCAAAAUAGCAUAACUGGUGUAUUUUAACAAUAAUAAACCCAUGCAAACCAUGCAACUAAAAGCAACUUUCUAAACAAUGUUUUGGUUAGUUUCUAGCUUGUUAGCUAGCUAACGUUAAGUUAGCUGGCUAGCCAGUUCCAAUAAUGACCAUAUCAUAAACAGUGCAUUCGGAAAGUAUUCAGACCCCUCGACUUUUCCACAUUUUGUUACGUUACAUUAUUCUAAAAUGUAUUUAAUAGUUUUUUCCCCCCUCAUCAAUCUACACACAGUACCCCAUAAUGACAAAGAAAAAACAGGUUUCUAUAAAGUUUUGCAAAUGUAUUAAAAAUAAAAAACUGAUAUCACAUUUACAUAAGUAUUCAGACCCUUUACUCAGUACUCUGUUGAAGCACCUUUGGCAGCGAUUACAGCCUCGAGUCUUCUUGGGUAUGACGCUACAAGCUUGGCACACCUGUAUCUGGGGAGUUUCUCCCAUUUUUCUCUGCAGAUCCUGUCAAGCUCUGUCAGGUUGGAUUGGGGAGCGUCACUGCACAGCUAUUUUCAGGUCUCUCCAGAGAUGUUCGAUCGCAUUCAAGUCCGGGCCCUGGCUGGGCCACUCAAGGACACUCAGAGACUUGUCCCAAAGCCACUCCUGCAUUGUCUUGGCUGUGUGCUUAGGGUUGUUGUCCUGUUGGAAGGUAAACCUUCGCCUCAGUCUGAGGUCCUGAGUGCUCUGGUGCAGGUUUUCAUCAAGGAUCUCUCUGUACUUUACUCCAUUCAUCUUUCUGUCGAUCCUGACUAGUCUCCCAGUCCCUGCCGUUGAAAAACAUCCCCACAGCAUGAUGCUGCCACCAUCAUGCUUCACCGUAGGGAUGGUGUCAGGUUUCCUCCAGACGUGACGCUUGGCAUUCAAUCUUGGUUUCAUCAGACCAAAGAAUCUUGUUUCUCAUAGUCUGAGAGUCCUUUAGGUGCCUUUUGAUAAACUCCAAGUGGGCUGUCAUGUGCCUUUUACUGAGGAGUGGCUUCCGUCUGGCCACUCUACCAUAAAGGCCUGAUUGGUGGAGUGCUGCAGAGAUGGUUGUCCUUCUGGAAGGUACUCCCAUCUCCACAGAGGAACUCUGGAGCUCUUUCAGAGUGACUAUCAGGUUCUUGGUCACCUCCCUGAACAAGGCCCUUCUCCCCCGAUUCCUCAGUUUGGCCGGGUGGCCAGCUCUAGGAAGUGUCUUGGUGCUUCCAAACUUCUUCCAUUUAAGAAUGAUGGAGGCCACUGUGUUCUUGGGGACCUUCAAUGCUGCAGACAUUUUUUGGUAUCCAUCCCCAGAUCUGUGCCUCGACACAAUCCAGUCUCGGAGCUCUACAGCAAUUUCCUGGCUCUGACAUGCACUGUCAACUGUGGGACCUUAUCUAGACAGGUGUGUGCCUUUCCAAAUCAUGUCCAAUCAAUUGAAUUUACCACAGGUAGACUCCAAUCAAGUUGUAGAAACAUCUCAAGGAUGAUCAAUGGAAACAGGAUGCACCUGAGCUCAAUUUCGAGUCUCAUAGGAAACGGUCUGAAUACUUAUGUAAAUAAGGUAUUUCUGUUUUUUAUUUUAAAUACAUUUGCAAACAUUUCUAAAAACCUGUUUUCACUUUGUCAUUAUGGGGUAUUAUGUGUAGAUUGAUGAGAUUAUUAUUUUUUAAAUCAACUUUAGAAUAACGCUGUAACGUAACAAAUUGUGGAAAAAGUCAAGGGGUCUGACUACUUUCCGAAUGCACUGUAGCUGACAACGUCUUACCUUUAUCUAAUUUGUAAUCAUUAUUACAGGAAAAUAACUCACAACAAGAUCAUUUUUUACAAGUUAAUGGUGAGCCAAUUACAGAAAAUAGCUUAAGGUUGUGAGUGUGACGAGAAAAAAUCAGGGCAUUCUACCAGAGAAUUUUAGAAUUUGGACACUGUCUCGUUGGUCUAACGUUAUCCUAAUUUGACUUUGGUGCAGGUCAUGUUGUUCUUCACAUUACAGUGUAUGGUAAACACACUAUAUCAAAUAAAAUCAAAGUUUAUUCGUCACAGGAUACAGAAUGUGUAAACGGCACAGUGAAAUGGUUACUUGCAUAGUGAAGUAUUUUGUUUAGACAUGUAGCUAGAUAAACAAUUAACCAUAAUCCCAACUCAUAAUGUUACAUUAAAAUUUUAGUCAUUUAGCAGACGCUCUUAUACAGAGCGAUUUACAGGAGCAAUCAGGGUUAAGUGCCUUGCUCAAGGGCACAUCGACAGAUUUUUCACCUAGUCGGCUCAGGGAUUAGAACCAGCGACCUUUCGGUUACUGGCACAACGCUCUUAACCACUAAGCUACCUGUUACUAUCCUGCAUGAAUCUACAGGUAGCUAAAGCUAACCAACUAGGUUCAAUGUUAACUAGCUAGCUAACAUUAGGCUAUAACUAGCAAUGCAAAUGGAUCGGAGUUACAAAUAAUAUUACUACACAGAUCAUACACAUAACAUUAGCUAGAGAGCCAGCCAGCCAGCUAAUGUUAGCUAGCUAGCUUACAGUACGCUUUAACUUGCAAUGAAAAUGACUUUCUGACUAAAUUAAAAACGUAUAAUAUCAGAAAAUGUAGCUAGCUAGACUCUCUUACCCGUAUACAUUGAUGAACACUUCUCCCUCUCUGUCACGGAUGUCAUGGUUGCCCUUAGUUUAAGAUGUAAUCCUCCGCAUAUUUGCAAUCAAGCACCUUAGCUAUCAAUGCUUCCACUGGGCAUUCCACUGAUUUCAAAACUCGCUCCUCCAGAAAGUGGAGAGUAUUAGCAACACUUUUGCAGUUCUUUGUGAUAUCUUUAAAAAAAGCAGCGUUAGAAAGGAUUAACUACACAUACUGACCAGCUCAUGUUAUAGACAGAAGCGUGUUACAUGGUAGACCAAUCCGAACUCAUCUCUCGGCAUGUCUGGCCCAUCCAUUAUCUCAGCGAAUCGUGGCUAGUGGGAAGGUUCCUUUCUUUUUCCAUUGCUAAACCAACUAGGCUCAUAAUUUAACAAUUUUAUUCGUAUUUACAGAUGGCAUACAAGUUUGUUAUUAAGGCACAUGAAAGUUCACAUGUUCCAAAAUGCAUUUCUGCCCAAAAAUGCAUUUUGAUAAAAAUAAAUGUUUACGUUCAAAUGCCUCUCCUAGUGACGCGUGACAUAUGCCUUGUUUCCCGAAACGAGUCACAAAUCUGCUCACACUGUUUAUUGAACUCAAGGCCUGUGAAAUUUAAACCAACAUGAUAAGAAAAUAAUUUUCAAACUAUAUUUGGAAAGUUGGCCUCUCCCUACAUUCAACAGCAUGACACUGAUGUAUGAAGCUGUGUUUUAGUGGCCAAGGUCAAACUUCUAUUACUAUACUAAACUAUUUUAAGACACCAUUAUCUUGUGUGCGUGUACGUGUGCCAUCAAAACCCUGUCACACAACUCCCUCGGAUCAACUGAGACAACAAAAUCCACACACGUGUCUAUAGAUCCUCAGCUUCCUUUGGAUGCCUCCGGGCCAGGGUCUUCGAUAAUCGUAACCUCAAGACCCACACCAAGGUCGCAGUAUACAAUGCUGUUUGUGUCUCCACCCUGCUUUACAGUUCAGAGACCUGGUCCGCAUACAGGGGACACAUACACAUCUUGAAAGCCUUCCACAUCAGAGGCCUCCAACGCAUCUUAGUGCUAAACUGGAAGGACAGAGUACCGCACAAUGAUAUCCUCGCCAACACCAAGUCGACCAAGUCGACCUUUGAGGCAAGCAUGGUUAAACAACUCUUCCAUUUGUUUUGCCACGUGAUCCACAUGCCUGAGCACCGUGUCCUCCACCGAGUUCUCUACGGCCAACUAAGUGCAGCCAAACGCUCUGCUGAUGGUCAGAAAAAGCGCUUAAAAGACCACAGCAAGGACAUCCUGAAGUGCUGCAACAUCAACCCCUUAAGCCUACAAACUCUUGCACUCAACAGGUCCAUUUGACAGUCCUCCUGUGCCAAAGGGGUUCAGCACCUCGAAGAUACCAACUUACAGAGGAGAAGCGAGAAACUCACCCAGAGACACCAACGCGCAGCUGUAAUUACGCCAUUGGACUCACAGCAUACUGUACGUGUCCCACCUGCAGCAGAGUGUAUGGCUCCCGCAUCGGUCUCCACAGCCACAUGAAGUGGCACCAGCACCAAAAGCGCUAACCUCCCACUACCCCCUAUCCACAAUGGACAGCCAAGAUGGGGUGUGUACGUGCGUGCUUGCGUGCGCCAGUGCGUCCGUGUGUGCAUGUGUAUCCUGUUGUUUUUGGGUGUGUUUAUGCCUAAUCAUAGGCUGCACCUCCCUCUAACGGCGGCGCAAUAGUGGUGCCCUAAAGUCGUGAUAAGCCCUGUCAUUCUGGACAGAUGCUAACGACGUUUAAUAAAAAUUACACUGUAGUGCCUGGAAAUACGAUGACAUUGCUAAAGUAGUCAAAUAUUUAGUAGGAAACAACUUUACCAAUAUUAUCAUGUCAUCAAAUUUACUUAAGACAGAUAGCAAUGUUGUCAUUAGCUAGCAAAGUUGGUCAAAAACAGCUAGUGAUGCUAACGUUAGCUAGCGAAAACCUGGUAUCCUCCCCUCAAUCUUAGCUAACUAACUAACGUUAUACUGCAUCUAAAGUCAAUCUGGCGAUAUCAAAAUGUUGUCAAAAGGUUUUCCUACUAAUUAUUUGCCUCCUAUUAUUUGCCUCCUAUAUAAUGCAUUUUUUAUGAUAUCUUCAUCAACGCUCAUUGACGAGUAGAAUGCUCAGUCGGGCAUCAGUCCAAAACUAACGUUCAAAAGAAUAUUGUGAUGAAACAUGCAACCCACGAAUACAUGUAUGUCUCCCUUCACCAGGCCUGCGUCAGGAGUAUGCCACUAGCUCUACUUCAGCCACGGCCAGCCGUCGCAGCUCCAGCUUCUCCCUCCGGUGCAGCAAGAUGGACCUGGAGGAGGAAGAGGAGGAUGAGGAGGGCUACAACCAUCUCCCUCCGCCCCAGCCUCGGCUGCUCCGGACCGGGUCCAUGCAGUGGGGCAGCCUGUCUCACUCCCACACCUUCUCCAGUAUCUCCAGUAUCAGGGAGUGCAGCAGACGCAGCACCUCCACCCCUCAGUACUCCCCCAGUGGGCUGUCCCAGUACCAGCAGCAAUUCUCCGGACCCUCCAGCCUCAUCGUGGACACAUAUGGAUACAGGUCCAGCACAGGUCAGUCUAGAGCUGGGGUGUUCCAUCCUGGUAGACCCACAGGGUGUGCAGGCUUUUGUUCCUGCCCAAUGCUAACACAUCUGAUUCAACUGAUCAGCUGAUCAUCAGGCCUUGAGUAGUUGAAUUGUGUUGGUACUGAGCUGCAACAAAAGCCUGCACACACUGUUGAUCUCCAGGACCAGGACUGAACACCAUUGGCCUAAAGGAAGAGGAAUACGUUUCAUGCAUGUCUUCCCGGUUUGAUUGCAAUGGAUUUUUAACUUCCCUCGUUACGUAGACAAGCUGCGGAGAAGCAUGCCCAACCUGAUCCGAGCUCCCAGCAUGCAUUGCGAUCCCAGUGUUGUUCCAAGCCUGGUGUCUUCUGUCAAUCAAUCGUCUGGCCCCUCCUCCCUGCCAAUAACCAUGCGGAACAGCCAGAGCUUCGACUCGUCCAAUGGGCUCGCCCGACUUCAGUCCUCCAGUAAGACCCCUCCCAUCUUGGUCUACCGUCAGUUGUAUCAGUACAGGAAUCCUGCACACUGUUUUGCCCUUUAUGUUUAUAUAUUGUUUUCCACCUUCUCUUAUAGAGUUUUUAUAUUUUUGAUACGUGUUAUGUAUAAUAUAUGUUGAUUCUUUACACAAUGACUUAACAGUGAAGGAACAUUCUGCACACUGUGCUUGCCAGAAUCACCUGUUUAUUUAAGUCUAUUUAAUUUAAGCUCAUUGCACCCCACAUUCUUGGGUUAGAAUAGUUUGAUGACUGACUAACCCGUCUUUCCUUUGCCCCCGUCUUCAGUUCCCUCCGCCGGCCAUCUCAGCCAACGGUUCCAGAGUGUGGGAAACUUCCAAACGACCCCCCGACACCCCGUCAAGGCCACAGCCUAUGUCAGCCCCACGAUCCAACAGGGUCCCUCCUCCUCCUCCAACACCCUCUCUACCUCUGUCAUUCUUCACAACAUCCCCAGCAGUGCACCCCAGCCCCUCAAAGGCACCAUCCCCAGUGGUGUCCCCCAGCCCUCCUCCAUCCCCCGUAGUGCUCUACCACGACCCGCCUCCUUCAUAGGGACUGGUGGCACCCCCCGCCCCAGCAAGAUCGCCCAGUCGACACACAGGUAA